This is a messenger RNA of Podarcis lilfordi (Lilford's wall lizard), 70645 nucleotides long. NCBI's taxonomy places the organism in Eukaryota, Metazoa, Chordata, Lepidosauria, Squamata, Lacertidae. The record is from the annotation of a GenBank genome assembly.
AUGAUGAAGACUGAGCCCCAGAAUAGUCCUGGUGGCAGUAGCAGCAGCAGUGGCAGUGGUGGUGGCGGCGGCAACAACGGCGGCAGUGGAGGAGGGAGCCUACGGAGUGCCUCGCCUCACCGGAACGCCUACGAAGCUGGCAUCCAGGCCUUGAAAGCCACCAAGGAUGCCCUUGGCAACGCCGAGAGCGAGGAGGCCAAGAAAGCCCGGAACAAGAAGUAUGGCUCCAACGUCCACCGGAUCAAGAACAUGUUCUUGCAGAUGGGGACGGCGGGCCCCGCCGGGGAGGGCGCCAUGGACCUGGCCAAGAUGAAGGAGAAGCCCGUGCGGCUGUCCUUGCCCCGGGCCAGCAGCCUGAACGAAAACGUGGACCACAGCGCCCUUCUGAAGCUGGGCACCAGCGUGUCCGAGAGGGUGAGCCGCUUCGACUCCAAGACGGACAAACCGCUCUCCAAGCUGCAGGAGACGAGGAAGAUCUUUGAGAGGAGCCUGCAGGAGAAGGAGACCAGCAACAAGCUUCUGCUGAGGAAGGAGAGGGCCGGGUUCCAGGACAGGAAGCUGGACGUGGUGGUGAGGUUCAAUGGCAGCACCGAGUCCUUGGACAAGCUGGACACCGAGGCUGUGUCGCCCACCGUCAGCCAGCUCAGUGCCGUCUUUGAGAAGGCCGACUUGAGGAACAACCUCCACAAGGCCCCUGGGAAAGUUGGGCCCCUCAACUCCAAGAUUGUCCCCAAGAGGCCCAGGGUUUUCCUUCAGGCCCCAGAAGGGGCCAAAGCAGAAGGGAGAAGUAGUAGUAGUAGUAGUAGUGACGGGCCUACUGCUCUCCAGGCGAGAGGCAGGCUGCCUGAGGCCGACAAGAGCCAGGCCAAACUUCCUGCUGGCGGAGGGGCAAUGGCGAAGCCGGGGGAUGGCAACGCGGGAAGUCUGCAUCCCCAGAAGGUCCAGGAGGUGCGCAAGAUCAAGCCCGUGGAAGUGGAGGAGAGCGGGGACUCAGAGCAGGAGUUUGAGGCGGCCGAGGUGGCCGUGGCGGCGGCAAUUGCCGAAGAGCGCAGCAAGGCCGCUUCCAAGGGGCUUGGCGAGGCGAACCGGGCAGAGGUGAUCCAGGCCGAGGUCACGGUGCACGCCGCCUUGGAGAACGGCCGGCCGGGUGGCGAGAGGCACCUGGAGACGCCAGACCCUCUGGCGGACGCUUUCGGCGAGGAAGGGGCCAAGGCGGAAGGGCCGGAGGAGAAUGACUUGUGCGACGAGUCGAAGAGAGAGGACUUCUCCGAGGCUGACCUGGUGGACAUCAGUGCCUACAGCGGGCUGGGGGAGGAUUCGGGAGGGAGCGGGCUGGACGAAGACGAAGACGCCGAUGGACUGUACGCGCCGGAAUCCAGCUGCAUGGAGAUCGCUGGGCUGUCGGAAGAGGAGGAGGCCGCCCCCAACCGCAAGAUCCAUUUCAGCACUGCUCCCAUCCAGGUAGGCCAAGGCAUGAGAUGUUCUGAGCAGGUAGGACGUACAACUGGGCUUGGCAAGGCUCAGCUGUUCUUGGGUCUGGGAAGUCCGUCGCCUGCUGGGGGUCACUGUCAGUGAGUUUUCCGAGCUAGAAUCUUCAAAUCGUUUUAGAGUUGGAAGAGACCAUGGGAAUGAUCUUGUCCAAUGCCCUGCAGUGCAGGAAUAUUUUGCCCAAUGUGGGGCACAAACCCACGACCCUGAGAUUAAGAGUUCUCAUGCUCUACCAACUGAGCUACCCCUCAGUUUGGCCUAUCUGGGUUUGGCCUAGCUCUCACAUGUAGCUUAUGAGGUGGGGAAGGGCCACAGCUCAGGGAUAGGGUAUCUGCUUUGCAUGCAAGAGGUCUCAGGUGCAGCCCUUGACAUUGACAGGUAGGAGAGACCCUUGCCUGAAAUCCUGGGGGGCUGCUGCCAGUCAGUGUAGACAAUACUGAGGAAGAUGGUCAGAGGUCUCACCCAGUGUAAGGUGGCUUUCUGAGUCCCUGUAUCUCGAUUGUACCUCCACAAAGGCUGCAAGCCGAGUUUGCUUGAUGGGGUGGCUCCUCCAUCCAAAAAUUACCUUGCGUUUGAUAAAUAUGUUCCCUGUGCAUGCCAUGCCAAGGAGAAGGCAUGAAGCUCCACCUUCUUCCUGAUCAGCUAGAUUUCUACAUGAAAGGAAAGGCGUGUAAAAAGACAUGCGCUUGUUUGUGUGGAGCUGCAUUAACCUGCCAUCUGGAUUGGCCCAGUCAUGGCACAGCCUCCCACAACCCACUGGCCUGUUGGGGAGGACCAGGCCUAAAGAUGGGCUUUCUCCCCACACCAACCCUCUCCUCAGGAAGAUUUCCAAUGAGAAGGCCUCGAUAUCGAAAAGCCUAUAGCAAACGAUUACUUGAGAACUACAGACCGACAGGAAAGGGGUUGUGUGUCCCUCUUUUGCAUAUAUGUAUUUUUAUUUUGAACUUUAGGAGCUCUGGAAACACUGGAGGGAAGGUUCUGUUCAAGAACAGCAAAGCAAAACUCUCAUCCUAAGGGCUAGUGGCAGAAAAAAGGGGCCUGGUUGCUGCUUUUAACAGGGCUGGCCUCUCUCUGAGGCAGAUCUACAGGACUCAAGACUAUCUGUGCAAAGGUGGUUUUAGGACCAAUAGGCCAGACAGUAUCAUGGCAGAUAGUGACAGUGUUUUGGAGUGCCCCCGCCCCAUCUCUCACUCAAUCCCCCCCUUUUUUUCCUUUCCAUUGUAGAAUCCUAGGGAGAGAGAAAGAAUAUUUGUCUAGGGUGGAAAAUCAGGGAAUGGGUGGGGUUGAAGGAGACCGUUCCCUAGCCUGAGAUUUCGGCAGACAGGGAGAUGCUGCUGAGGUGACUUGAUAUUGCAAAGCAGUCUGGGGGUGGGAGAGGGAGAAACCAUUCUCCAUCCCUCCCCCCCUUUUUUUUGCAAAACCACUGCUUUUAUGGAACGCUCAGGGCGAGGGAGGGAUUAUUAAUGAACCCGUUUCUGUCUGGCUGCCGGUAGUAAAGGGGAUAACACAUUGGAUGUGAAAUCUCCGUUUCUCACACUCCAUCCCACCUCGGCUGGGGGCUGCAUGUUUCUGGAAGAAGGAGGGAGAAGGGAGGGGUGGGCUGGGGAGAGAGAUGUCACCGACACAAAUUCAGGGAGAUGGCUCAUCGCCAUCUGUUCCUUUCUAGCCCUCCUGCUGCCCCAAUGCCCCUUAUUCCCUCUCGGAGUUGCUAUCGAUUGGCUACCUUUCCGCUCUUCAACACCUUGCAAGGAUCAAAGGCGUACUGACCAUCAUUCCCAAACAGUUAGCUUGGUUUUGUCCCCUGCAAAAGGCCAGCUUUGCCAGGGGUGAAUCUGGAGGCAGGAAGACUCUCUAGUCUUCCCCAGAUGGGGGAAAUGAAUGGCAGCUCUCCUGUUCUGCUGGGGACUGGGGCCCACAGGGAGAGGGGCAAUCAAUAACCAGAGCCUGGUCCAGGGGUGUGGUAAGGCGAGGCAAAUCAGGACCACGGACAGCUCCGACUAGGCCCUGCGUGCUGAGCUUGGGGAGAUGUUGUCUCAGCAGAAGGCUUAGGGUCAUCUGAAGCCUUUGAAAGGACAGCAGGGUUUGACUUUCCAGUAGCUCUGCCCCUCUGCCCCGACCCCAGAGAGCUGUUGGCAAUAUUUAAAGGGCCUGUAGCCUGUUCUUCAGUCACAGGAGAUUCUACAUGGGGAUCAUCUUCAUAUGCAAGAGCUACGUAUUCAGGCCUGGUCAGUGUAGAAGGGGCUGUUGCUGAAGGGUCUCCCCUCCAGUGGGUUGACAGGUUUGUCAUCCGAAUGAGAUCCAUGUUCAGGCCAGCACUGGGAACCUGAGACAGGGGGACAUGACAGCCCUCUGGCGGGUGCCCAUGAGGUCAUAGACCUGGAUAGAAGGAGAUGGUCAAUCAGGCCAACGUUUUCAAGUUCUGAGAUAGGAUUCAACAUGGAUCAUUAACUCAGGUUGCCCAUGAUAUCUCCACUUAAUGGUUGGUGUGUUGUAGUGGUUAGUGGGUUGCAGCUGGGCCAGCAAGACCCUGGUUGAAAUCCCUGUUCGGCUGCAAAGCUUCCUGGGUCUGUCACCCAUCUCUCAGCCUAACCCACCUCGCUAGGUUGUCAUGAAGAUAAAGGGGGAGAAGCCCAGGUCGUUUUGAGUUCUUUGGGUAGUUGGGACAAAAAGGGAAUAUGUCUGGAGAGAGAUUAGAACGUAGGAACAUGGGUGAAUGUCCCACGAGCAGAUGGCAGGGGCAAAGAAGCAGUGUUCAAAAUUUACCAGGUGUGAGUCCGGUUGUGACUAUGUAGAGUUUUCUGGGUGCCAGGCUAUCAACCAUAGUUUAGGAAACCUCUGCCUUGGUCCACAGUUAAUACCAAUUCCGUUCCCCCUGUGUGUGAUUCUCCUUCUUGCAUUCUGGGACAAGUGAACUGUUGCCGGACUAAGCUACAGCCCAUCAAUGUUGUCGAGAUCAUAGCAUCAUGGAAUUGUAGCAUUGGAAGGGAACCCAAGGGCCAUCUAGUCCAGCCCCAGACAUUCCAUUGUGGUGACCGUAACCUACGUAGGUUUAAGAUGCCAUGGGGCGCCUACCUUAUAUAUAUCCUGAGUUUCUAACGCUGCGAAGAAGGUGCCUUGCGCCAAUAAGUUAACAGGAACGGGAGAGCGAUGUUGCAGCCAUGCUCUUUCCAUAGGAAUCUAGUUGGUUGCUGUGGGGUCAGGAUGCUGGGCUAGACAGACCUUUGAUGUGAUGCAGCAAAGCUCUUAGCUUCUCAGAGUGCAUUGUUACUCUGUGGAACUCACUCCCUUGGGAGGGAUUCAAAUUCACCAAUUUGUGUGAAUUUAAAAGAUUGGACAAAUUCUUGGAGGAGAGAGGGCUGUCAGUGGCUACUCGCCACGAUGACUCUGCUCUGCCCUCGACGCCUGGAGGCAGUAAUACUUCUGAAUACAGUGGACGCUCAGGUUGCAAAUGUGAUCCAUGCGGGAGGCACGUUCGCAACCUGCAGUGCUGCUUCUGCGCAUGCGCAUGUUGUGAUUCGGUGCUUCUGCGCAUGCGCAAAGCACAAUUUCACGCUUCUGUGCAGGCGCAAGCGCUGAAACACAGAAGUAACCUGUUCCGAUGCUUCUGGGUUUUGGCGGGUCUGUAACCCGAGGUAUGACUGUACCAAUUGAUGGAGACUGCAGGAAGGGAGAGUGAUCUUCUGCUCAGGCCUUGCGAGUUUCCCCACAGGCAUCUGGGUGGCUACUGUGAGAACAGGAUGCUGGCGUGGACCUGAUCCAACAGGCUUUUCUUAUGUUCUUUGGCCUUCUGGCAUUGUUCUGUCUUAGCCAACAUCCUGGCACCAGGUCAUGGCAUAUGGGACUGCUCGCUGGCAGAAGAGGAAGCAUUACUCCAGUCAGGCUGCCAUAAGAAAGUUCAGGUCCCUGGGAGCUGACAGAAUGCGCUAGCUUAUAGGCUCAAGGGUCAGAUUUUAAGACCCUGGGGUUUUAAGAUCCCUGAUCACCAGCUCCAAAAGAGGGGCCACUGCAAUUUACAUGUGAACAGAGCCGUCUUGCUUUAUGUGUUUUAACCAUGAAAGAGAGCUGAGUGUUAGACCCCCGCAAAGAACAAUUAAAUCUGCCAAAUGCCAACACAACAAGAAAACAAAAAUGUUCCUCAGGGAGAUAAAGCAGGUAACCUUGACCUAGUCUAGGACAUUGGCAAGGCCGGCUCUGUCAUUGGCCAGACUGAAUCAGAUGCCUCAGGCAUGGUUACUUUUGUGGUAUUUUUUGCUCCCUAGGAGAGGUGCUUGUGGGAUGUUCUGUCUCAGGUAGCAAAAUGUAAACCUGGUCAGCCUUUGGGGGACGAUGCAUUUUGUCCUUCUCUGGAGUUGGGGGCAGCGAUUGUUGUUGCUCCCUGGGCAGCGAGGCGUCUUAGGCAGCGAGGACUUCCAUGGAAAGCGGCAGGAUGCCUGGCAAGUCUUUUGUGCUCGUGAAAUUCCUUUUAGGGAGACUCCGUGGGCGAACCUUGUGCCGAACAGAAGGCACGACAUUUGCCGCAUGUGUGGCUGGGAAGGAAACCUCCCCCGUUGCCGGUGACCCUGAAGGGUGGGUCUUCUUUGGUCUUUUUCCUGUUUCUCCUGCUUGGUGGGCUUGGCCUGGAUUCGCCCCUCGUCCCCUUUGGGUCUCUGCUGAUAGGUUAGUGCAGGGGGGAAGGAACUAUUCUUAGCCCAGGACCACAUUUCCAGCUUUCCAGGGGCUGUGGGCCAGUGGUGGGUGGGAACAGAGGUGCAGGUCAAUUCUGUAUCCAGGGCAGCCGCCUACCAGCUCCAUCUGGUACGCAGGCUGAGACCCUACCUGUCCGCAGACUGUCUUGCCAGAAUGGUGCAUGCUCUGGUUAUCUCCCGCUUGGACUACUCCAAUGCACUCUACGUGGGGCUACCUUUGAAGGUGACCUGGAAACUACAACUAAUCCAGAAUGCGGCAGCUAGACUGGUGACUGGGAGCGGCCGCCGAGACCACAUAACACCGGUCCUGAAAGACUUACAUUGGCUCCCAGUACGUUUCCAAACACAAUUCAAAGUGUUGGUGCUGACCUUUAAAGCCCUAAACGGCCUCAGCCAGUAUACCUGAAGGAGUGUCUCCACCUCCACUGAGGUCCAGCUCCAAGGGCCUUUUGAUGGUUCCCUCACUGCAAGAAGUGAAGUUACAGGGAACCAGGCAGAGGGCCUUCUCGGUAGUGGUGCCCUCCCUGUGGAACACCCUCCCAUCAGAUGUGAAAGAAAUAAACAACUAUCUGAAGACACCUGAAGGCAGCCCUGUUUAGGGAAGUUUUUAAUGUUUGAUGUUUUGUUGUGUUUUUAACAUUCUGUUGGAAGCCACCUAGAGUGGUUGGGGAAGCCCGGCCAGAUGGGCAGGGUAUGAGUAAUAAAUCAUCAUCAUCAUCAUUAAACUGGUGGGGCAAUGAAUGCAAAUAUCACCUUUGUGCAGUAGGCUAGUUUCUGCACACACUCACAUGCUCCUCUAUAACCUCCGAGCAGACCAGCAAAAGGCAUAAUCAGUACUCAAGGACACAUCCCAGCCAGGCAAAAACGCUUGCACUAUGAAGCAGGGCCAGCGAGGGGUGAGGCCAGGAGAGAGUUUAGAGAGUCAGAAAGAGAUGGGAAGGAUGCUUUGGGCUCUUGGGGCUGAGGCUUCCUACCCCUGUGUUAGUGGAUGAAGAGAUUUGGUUAACGGUGAAUCCUACCUUGAAAGGAAAUGCCGCUGGUCUCAGCCCCUAUGGUGGUGAGAAAUCUGUUCCUGCCUUCUUUUAUUCAAGCUAGUUCUGAAGAUGAACUGUGGUCUGUACGAAGAGCAGCUCGUCAUAUUCCUGCUCCAGCCUGUGCCCUCCCAACAGUUGACUGUAUAUUAGCUUGAAGAGCUUCAUUGCCAAUGGUUUAGAUGCAGGUUUAUUACAUCGCUCACUGGGGCAAGGAGGUUUGAGCAUAUUACACUGAUCCAGGCCCAAUUGCACUGGCUGCCAAUUAGUUUUUGGGCCCAGUUCAAAGUGCUGGUUUUGACCUAUCAAGCUUUAAAUGGCUCAGGACCACCGUACCUCAAGGACAGCCUUUCUCCAUAUGAACUGAGCCAGACCCUGCAACCAUCAUCUGAGGCCCUUCUUCGCAUACCUCCUCUGCCCAGAGGUGGAAAGAGAAGAACUGGGCCUUUUCUGUGUUGGCUCCCCAUUUGUGGCAUGCUCUCCCCAGGGAGACUCGGCUGGUGCCGUCAUUAUACACAAUUAGGCACCAGGCGAAAAUGUUCCUCUUCAACCAGGCCUUGGGCUGAUUGCCAUCCGAUGCCCUUUUAAAUGUGUUGUGGGAUGGGGCUGGGGUUAUUGGUCUGUUUUUGUUUUUAUUACGUAUGUUGUGUGUUUUCAUGUUGUGAUUUUAUGUUGUGAACUGCCCUGAGAGCUGUGGAUGAAGGGCAAAUUUAAAUAACAACAACAACAAUAUAUUGCUUCCCACUAAAAAAUACCACAAAGUCAUUUAUAGCCGAGUAAAAAACAAUCACCAAUGAUAAAAUCAGAUAGGAUAUUAAAAACAGAUCUAACACUACAGCAGCAUUUGUGCUUCCCAAGUGCCUGGGAAAAUAAAAAUGUUAUUUUCAUGGCACUGAAACAAUGACAAGGUUGGCACCAGGCAGGCCUUCCGGGGGAGAGCAUUCCAGAAACAGGGGGCCACUACAAAGAAGGCCCAGUCUCUCCUCACCACCUUCUGAAGUUCCCUGGGAUGUGGUGUUCACAGAAGAGCCUCAGGUGAUGUUCUCAGCAUCCAGGCAGGUUCAUAAUGGGGAAAGGCAGCUCUUUAGCUCUUCUUUGAACAGCAACAAACACAAUGAGGGGGCGAGAUGGCAUGGUGCAUGUUGCCCGCCAGAGUCACACAAUGCUUUGCUACCCUUGCCAGUCAAAUGUGCCACCCAGGAGGAAGGAGACAUUCUUUCAGGGAGUGUAUUCCCAGCAGUGGCACUACACCAAGGAAGGUCGCAAUGGCAGGGGGCAAAUCACUCCUGUGAAAAACAGCUUAAUUUAAUAAACUAGAUUCAGAUCUUGUGGUUAGGAGGGAAUGUUCCUGCUUUGUUUCAUACUAGCAGCCGCAUACCCGGCUUUGCUCAGGAAUACUAAGCAACAAAAACAGCGCAGUUUUGAAAUUGGUGUUUCAAACCAGCUUUGGAAGGUUCAGUCCGCCAUCUUGAUUCAAAAUGGCGCCCGUUUGUAUCCAAACAUUGACAAAAAACCCAACAACCCUGCUCCUUGGUCCCUGGAACUUUCAGGCAAAAUUUGGUUGUGAUAUCAUAAGAGGCAUCCAAGCGGAUGGCGAAACAACUUUCCGAAACAUAUAAUCAAUCAUAGAAUUGAAGAGUUUGAAGGCACCCCAAGGUUCAUCUAGUCUAACCCCAGGCAAUGCAGUAAUCUUUUGCCUGAUGUUAGGCUCGAACCCAUGACCCUGAGAUUAAGAGUCUCAUCUUUAAGAUUUUAUUUUUCCUCACAUGUGGAAACGCAGUGUUUUCUCAUCUGGCAUACAAGAGCCAAAGCAGGUUUCAAAGUUGAGACAAGUAUACGAGAUGAGUUGGCACAUGUUUGCUAGUGGAAAAUGCAUCACCAUGAAAGGGAAGCUUCCUGCUUCUUUUAAGGUCCAAACUGAAAGGGAAAGCCAUCUUUAAAUAUGUUUUGCGACUUCUGCAGAAAGGGGAAAGAGGAAGCUAGCCUGCCUGUGUGCAUAUGAGAUCUACUCAGUGGUAUGUCCUUUAGUCAACCCCAGUGUCAGGGGCGGGGUGGUGGGUUUUAGUCUCUGAUGAAAGCUUCAGUGGAAAGAGGAUGCAAUUAAACAUUACAGCCUCUCAUGUUAACUUAUAAUCAGACGUUACCAUGAAGCUUCUGACUGAUGCUCUGGCUUGCUUCAGAAGUUUUUUGUUGUUUUUUUGCAACUACAGUGGUACCUCGGGUUACAGACACCUCGGGUUACAGACACUUCAGGUUACAGACUCCGCUAACCCAGAAGUAGUACUUCGGGUUAAGAACUUUACCUCAGGAUGAAAAUAGAAAUCGUGCUGCGGCGGCAGUGAGAGGCCCUAUUAGCUAAAGUGGUACCUCAGGUUAAGAACGGUUUCAGGUUAAGAACGGAUCUCCAGAAUGAAUUAAGUUCUUAACCAGAGGUACCACUGUAGUUGAGCUCUUGUUGCUGAAUUCAGAUUCUGAAGCAGAGUCUUGGCUCAAAUGAAGACCUGGUCAAAAAUGAAUUCAUUACUCUUACUCGUUCAUGAGCGGCUUCCAUAGUCACCUUCCCCUUUCUCCUGACAACAACCCUGUGAGGUAGGCGAGGAGAAAGAGAGAGCGAAUGGGCAAGAUCAUAGCUGAGCAGGGAUUUGAUUCAAGCCUCCCUGUCCUGGUGUGAUCACGACAUCACACUUUGGCUCUCUUCAGGGAUGGGCAGUUUGAUUUGAAAUUCUGCUUUCAGCAGUUGUGCCAAAUUCUGCACCUUUUCCAGCUUCUCUUCCUUUGUCAACACCCUUUCUUCUCCCAACAGCUCGCAGCCCCAACAAUUCCCAGAUGCUGUGUAACAUUUCCUCAGUAGCCGGGCCUAUCCUUUCACUUUCCUGACAGGAACCUGCACUGAUGGGGAUAAUAUUCCAUUGCUGUCAGCUUCCCCCUGAUCAGUUAGAACAUUUGUGAACAUGUCAUAAUUACACAUUUGCUCAGCGACUGAUGUGCGGGGAAGCAAAGACAUUCCAGUUUCAGAGCGUUUUCGGUACGUUAUAUUCCUAUACAAAACUCCAUAUUUUACAGGGGGGAAACUGAGGUUGAAAAACUGCAGUAAUUUCAAGGCCCUAUAACAGUUCCAAGGUAGAUCUGGGAAAUAAAUCCAGAUUUCCCAGUCCCUGUUUGGAAUACAUCAAUGAGCUCUACUUGGGGCUACCUUUGAAGGUGACUCGGAAAUUACAACUACCGUAUUUUUUGCACCAUAACACUCACUUUUUUCCUCCUAGAAAGUAAGGGGAAAUGUCUGUGCAUGUUAUGGAGCGAAUGCCUGCGGGUGGUGGUGGGGAUCUGCUGCAGUCGUGAGCAGAGGAUCCAUGGUUCCCCUUCCUUCCCUCCUCCGUGGUUACAAAGCAUGGAUCCACAUGGAUCCUCAGGAUUUUUGCAUUGGGCUACUCCAAACUCACUGUCAGAUCACAUGUCUGUGGCCACAGCAUGAACCACAAAAAUCAUAUAUCCACUAUUUCGUUUAGAAUAUUUUUUCCCUUGUUUUCCUCCUCUAAAAACUACGUGCGUGUUAUGGUCUGGUGCGUGUUAUAGAGCGAAAAAUACGGUAAUCCAGAAUGCGGCAGGUAGACUGGUGUCUGGGAGUGGCUGCCAGGACCAUAUAACACAGGUCCUAAAGGAUCUACAUUGGCUCUCAGUGCGUUUCCAAACACAAUUCAAAGUUUAAAUGCUGAUAUUUAAAGCCCUAAAUGGCCUCGGCCCUGUAUACCUGAAGGAGUGUCUCCACCCCCAUCAUUCACUGAGGUCCAGCUCUGAGAGCCUUUUGGAGGCUCCCUCACUGUGAGGUUACAGGGAACCAGGCAGAGGGCCUUCUUGGUAGUGGCACCCGCCCUGUGGAAUGCCCUCCCCUCUGAUGUUUAGGGAAGUUUUUAAUGUGUGGUGUUUUACUGUGGUUUUAUAAUUGGUUGGAAGCUACACAGAGUGGCUGAGGCCACUCAGUCAGAUGGGCGGUAUAUUAUUAUUAUUAUUAUUAUUAUUAUUAUUAUUAUUAGAGUGGUCCAUCCCUCCCACUCCAUGAAACCAGAAAUCUCAAGAUUCCCUUCAUGUUAUGAGCAUAAGAGCCUUGCUGGAUCAGACCAUAGGUCUACCUAGUCCAGUGCCCCCAGAGAUGCUUAUGGGCUAUCUACUAGCAGAACAUGAGUCUCAUAGUGGAGCAAAUAUUGUUGUCAUAGCUAGUAGCCAAUGAUAGCGCUAGCCUCUGUGAAUCUGUCCAACUUGUUUUCAAAGCCAUCCAAGUUGGUUGAUGCAAAGGAUAAAGAGGCAGCCCAUUUUGUGGAAUAUUUAAAAUGGCACAUCACCAAUCCUAGAUGUGUGUGGUUGGGUCAUGUCAAGCUGCCAGGGUCAUGGCAGCUGCCCAAGGGUGCUAGGUGCUUAUUCUGAGUCUGGUAACGGGGGCCAGGGUUCCUUGGAAGGUAAACCAAAGUAGAAAGCCUUUGCCGAAGACAGUUCAGCAUCCGCCUUCAUAUACCAGCUAUCAGCAGGGUGAGAUGCUAAAUACCGCUGCACGUCAGCGACGGAUCACUGUCAAAUAUCAACCUGCAAGAUACCAAAACAAUGAAAUCAGAUAGGGUGGGGUGUUGACGACAGCUGGCAAACAUGCAGCCGUUUACAGGCUUGGCAGAAUUAGCAAAUGAGAAUUGCGAGCGAUAGCGGACAGCCAGGUGGGGAGAAGGCGCUUACCUUUCCUGGCAGGCGGAUCGAUACGAUACGAUAUCUUUAUUGUCAUUGUCCCAUGCAGAACAAUGAAAUUGAAAAAUCUACCUAAAACCCCUAAAACCUCUGAAACCCCAUUUUAAAAUACAGUAUAGUUCUAUAGAGAUUCCUUAUCCUGUGUUUAAAAACAGAAUUGCAUUUGGGUAGAUCAUGGCUGCUUUUUGGGAGGGACAUGGUGGCGGCAAGAUGGGUGCAGUACAGACGCAUCAGCAGAGCCAGUCCGGAGUUCCUGCUGCCGCGACCGCACUGUGCCACCCUCCCUGCCGCCUCCUCGUUUCGGUAGGGCAGCCCCCACAAAGCCACCCGCUACUGUUUUUCUGAGGAUAGUUUUCAGGAGCAAAAUUGGUCCGGCCCUAUCACGUUCGUGUAAGGAAAUUGGAACUGAGCCACAUAUCCUGCAGCAGUGCUCUCUCUCACAUGCUAUGUUGGCCCACAAGGUUCCUUGGAGUGGUGUUAUUGUCUGCUGUCGUUAACCCCCUGCUGCUAUAAUCCUCCCACGCCCCCCACCCCAGGAGAGGAUGCUGGGUUAUCCUCUUCCUAGGUGGCCCCCAUUUUCAGGCUGAUGGGCCAUCUGCUCAGCCUUGCAACGUAGCAUCAGGUGGACUCUUUGUGCACUGGGGAUAAGCCAAACAGCGCAAAUUAUUAGACAAUAGCCUCUUUUCCCCGUUCCUGCUGGCCAGCUUUAGUUGCUCUCCACUUCCCUCGAUCUGGAUGGUCAAGGGAAGGGUAUAUAAGUCUGGAAGGAGGAGAGACCCACGUCCUGUGACAAACGGCCUAACAAGAAUUCAAGAUCAGAGGGGCUGAUGGGGAAGAGGGUGUGCUGUUCACCUAUAAAGCAGGCAGCCCAACAGGUGUCCACAAGGCCUGGCAGCAGGGGAAAGGUACCUGUGCCCCCAAGGAGGAUGGACUGCAAGGGUCCACAAUGCUUGCGAGGACGGGCUGCUAGGUCUUGGAGGACCGCUCUAGAGAAGAUAGAAAACAAAGUAAUCCAGGCAGAACGCAUAGAUCGGGGGGGACAGGACGGAUGGACCUUGCAGACAUCCAAAUGUUGUUCGACUACUGGCUGGGGCUGAUGGGAGUUGGAGUUUGACAACGUCCCCAGGGCCUCAGCAUCCCCACUUCCGUUUUAAAGCCAUCCGAGAUGUUGGCUGGCACCGUAUUGUGCGGCAAUGAAUUCGACAAAUUAAUUGCAUGCUGUGCAAAGAAGUGCUUCCUUUUGUCUGUCCUGAACUUCCCGUCAAUCAAUUUCAUCGGGUAACCACAAGUCGUAGCAUUAUGAGAGCAGGUGGGGGGGGGGCUGAGGACUUCCAUCUCUCUCUCUCUCUUUCUCUCUCUCCCUCUUUCUCCUUGCCUCCCUCCCUCCCCUCAUUUGCUCAAUACUGUGCAUAAUUUUUAUGCACUAUUUCUCCCGUUCCCCCCCUUUCACUGUCUUUCCCCUAAACUAAAAAGACCCAACCGUUAUAACUUUUCCUUCUCAGGGAAUUGCCCCAGCUCCCUCCCUGAUCAAAUUUGGUUGUCCUUUCCUUCACCUUUAUCCAGCUCUUCUUCUUUUUCUUCAUCAUCAUCAUCAUCAUCUUCCUCGGGAUGUUUCGACUUGGGACUUUGAGGUGAUGUUAAGGGCAGAAGCAUGAGUGAGGCAGGCUCAGUUUGACCCCAUCUGCUCAGAUGUCCCAAUUUGCACAACCCAUCAAGGAUCAAGGAAGGGUCAGCUGGCAAUGGGCUCCUGCUCAUUUCAACCGAACUUUCACCAGAGCACUUCUCAGUGAGUUGUGCUUUGUGUAAAUUAACACAGGCGUAUGUCGGCACACGUGCAGCACACAGCAGUGACCGGCAGGGUGUCAAGUGGGUGGGAGCCAGGAGCAGGCCAGUAAGAAGUCACACGCAGCGUCAGUGAAGUUAACUCUUUAUUCAAAGACACAAACAACUCUGGAGACCAGGCCUAGUCAGCACAGCAACUCACUUGUUGCUCUUGCCUCCCCAAAGCUCUUUGAGUCGCCUCCUCCCCCAGUUCCCAAACAAUCUGAGACUCCUUUGUCUUAUCUCUAUUUGCUCUGCCCUCUUCAUUCCUCUUUGGGUUCUGGGAAGACCAGGCGGAGGGGAGCUGGUCACAGCAGGAGGGGGAGACCCCCUGGCUUCUUCAGCAGCCGGCCAGAUCUCUGCCUCUUGCCCCCCUCCUCUCCAGCCUCUGCUCCUGCCUCUGAUUCUGAACUGCCCUCUGCCACAGCUCCUUCCUGCUCACAAAACCCUGUUACCUCUUCAACUUCUGACACCUCCUCCCAUUCUGCUCCCUCUGAACAUGGCCUUCUCGGUAGUGGUGCCCUCCCUGUGGAACACCCUCUCUUCAGAUGUCAAGGAAGUAAACAGCUAUCAGACUUUUAGAAGAUGUCUGAAGGCAGCCCUGUAUAAGGAAGUUUUUUAAUGUUUGAUGUUUUAGUAUGCUCUGACAUGUGCUGCAAGCCGCCCAGAGUGGCUGGGGAAGCCCAGCCAGAUGGGCUGGGUAUAAAUAUUGUUGUUGUUGUUGUCCCACCCCUACUCCCUGGGCUCUGAGCCUUCUUCCCUUGGGGGUUCCCCAGCUGGUUCCUCCCACCAUUCCUUUGCACCCAGCCAUGACAUGGGGUUCCUUUAUUCACGUGACCUCCCAGCAGCAGCCCUGCUGCAGUUUACCAAGAGGGAGAGGAACACGAUAGCAGCGAGGCCAGUAUGGUGCAAACACACGAUACUGGAACUUUGGGUUGGCUCCACCAAUGCAUUUGCACCAUGUCAGCCUCACCACCGCCUGCCCCCUCUCCCUCCCAGUAAGUCACAGUGACACCAGUGCUAGGAGGUCAGCUGAGCGUUGCUAUCCUACCAACAGCUACCAGCAGUAACCUUGGGUGGCAUGCUGCUCGGAGUUUCUGCGUCAGGCUGCAAAAUGUCACAGGGCAGCUCUGGAGAUGAAAAUUUCCACAGAAGCCCUAGGCGGGGGCAACGGCUUCCUGUUUUCUGACUUGUAUUUCAGUUUUGGUUCCUGUAACAAACGGCAAAGCGGCUCUCAGCACCAUCAGACAAGUAGGAGCAUCAACACACACACAGCCUACCCGUAGCUUUUUGAGGAGCGAAUUUCAUGGCGAUAUUUGGGGUUUUUUUGUUUUGUUAUUACACUGCUCAGAUGGUACAGCAUGGACAGUCCACUGUCCCUCAGACCUUGUGGGGGGCCAGACUAUAUUUUGGGGAAAAAAUAUGAACGAAUUCCUAUGCCCCACAAAUAACCCAGAGAUGCAUUUUAAAUAAAAUGACACAUUCUACUCAUGUAAAAACACGCUGAUUCCCGGACUGUCCGUGGGCCGGAUUGAGAAGGCAAUUGGGCCACAUCCGGCCCCCGAGCCUUAGUUUGCCUACCCAUGGGUUAGACUGAAAGGCAGCGAUCAGCCCAAGGUCACCCAGUGAGCUUCACAGCCAAGUGGGGAUUCAAACCCUUCUCUCCCAGGUUUCCUGGUCCAACAGGCUCCCCAGUUCACCACUGCUUGCUCUCUGUCUGGACACAGAACCAUGCCGGCCUUUCGUCUUCCUCAGUCGUGAAAGGAGUUAAAAAACACACACACAACACACCUUGGUUUCAGGAAGGUCAGCGGUCCAAAAGGGAGCUGGCAGCCCUCUAUCCAACCCUGCGGAAAGGGACAGCGUGCCUUUGGUGAUUGUGAACAGCACUGCGGUUAGGUAAUUUUAGACCCUGCACUCGAAUGCCCUCCCCGUCCCCUUUGAAGAUGCCCUACCUUACAGAGGACAGUCCUCUGUUUGAAGAGCUGCCCUGUCUAAGUCCGGCUGGAAGGACAAUGAGAACUGUCAGGGAUCUUGGAUUUCCCCAUCAACAGUUAGGAGCGCAGAAUGAGCAGGGAUGCAGGCCAUACUUGCCCUCUUCUCCACUGCGGUCAGAUGUAUCAUAUCUCAACUCUAGAAACGGUCCCCAAAUUUGCUACUAUAUAUAUAUAUAAAUUGGUGCAUUGAGUUCUUAUGCAAAACUUGCCUGUGUUUCAAGGGGGUGAUGUGUGAAUGGACCUCAUCUGUGCAUUAUUUCAUUGACUUCAACAUGUGCUCAGCUGCUCUACUGUGUGGUUGUUGCUGUUUGGGUUGGGGCUCCUGUUCGUUUUGCUUCAUGAGGCUCCAGUCUUCUCCCCCAAAAUCCUGCCCUGAUGGUGCCACAGAACGUGAAGGGGAGGGAAAAUAGAACAUGCUUUUUUUCUGAACACGCACAGCUUUGAGAGAGCUUUCAGAAAGACAAAGGGCAAGUUUUCUUUCUUUAAAUAAUCGUAUUUCUGAGUUAGUGUUGUGGAGAAAAGAUGCUGCUUUUUAGUUGCUAUGCGCAGACUUAGGUCAGAAUGACAUUUUUGUUGCAGAGCCCCCCUUGGGAGGGCAUCUGAAGGCUUGAAACAGCAGAUGUUUGCGGGGAUUAAUCCUUUUGCUGUUUCUGCUAGGCACCCGUCACCUCCUGCCACAUUGCUUUUGACCACUUGAUCAGUCAUCAACAAGGUGUGGAGGCACCACAGUUCAGGAGUAAUAAUAAUAAUAAUUAUUAUUUAUUUAUACCCUGCAAAUCUGGCUGGGUUUCCCCAGCCACUCUGAGCAGCUCCCAACAGAAUAUUAAAGACAUGAUAAAACAUCAAACAUUAAAAACUUCCCUAAACAGGGCUGCCUUCAGAUGUCUUCUAAAAGUCAGAGAGUUGUUUAUUUCCUUGACAUCUGGAGGGAGGGCGUUCCACAGGGUGGGCGUCGCUGCCGAGAAGGCCCUCUGCCUGGUUCCCUGCAACCUCACUUCUCACAGUGAGGGAACCUCCAGAAGGCCCUCGGAGCUGGACCUCCGUGUCUAGGUUGAAUGAUAGGAGUGGAGACACUCCUUCAGGUAUACUGGACCGAGGCCGUUUAGAGCUUUAAGGGUCAGCACCAACACUUUGAAUUGUGCUCAGAAACGUAUUGGAAGCCAAUGUAGGUCUUUGAGGACUGGUGUUCUAUGGUCUCGGCGGCCACUCACAGUCACCCGUCUCACUGCCGCAUUCUGGAUUAGUUGUAGUUUCCGGGUCACCUUCAAAGGUAGCCCCACGUAGAGCGCAUUGCAGUAAUCCAAGCGGGAGAUAACCAGAGCAUGCACCACUCUGGCGAUACAGUCUGCGGGCAAGUAGGGUCUCAGCCUGCGUACCAGAUGUCAUGUGUCGUGUGCGCUCUGUGGUAAUCUCUGGGUCACAGGAACCCAGGAUGUUGUGGCAGCAACUUGAAUAGAAUACUGGGGGGCUGUCCCCUGCUGCAAGUUCACCAGAAGGAUGGAGGGAGCGAGGGAGGCUGGAGCCAAGCGAGCACAGACGAGUGUGAGGCUGUUCUGCCUUCCUCCCUCGUCCAGGCUUCCAAGGCCCAGGCAGUCAGGCUCUGGGCAUGAGAGGCCUUGCUGUCUGGGCUGGGUCUGGCGCUGAGAGGCUGAGCCAGGGGGCUUGCAAGGGGACAAUGGCAGGAACAGCCCUCACUGCACCGUCAUCUCCCUGCCUAGAUGCCAGCAAGCGGCAGACAAGUCUCCUUUGUGGCGGGGGAAUCGCGGGGCAUUAGGUCCAUGCCAAGGCUGUCAGAGGAUAGGAAGGAGUUCGCCCCUGGAGAGAGGGGGACAAGUCGUCAACUGGUUGCCUUACUUGCGCUCACACACAGUGGUGGCGGCAGAGGAACCUGGGAUGGCUCAGCAGAGUCAAUUGGGGGAGCAAUUUUUUUGGGGGGGGGAUGCUGAAGGGGUCUGGGCCCCAUAGAGUGGGCCCCUAUGCCAGGAAGCUGCUUUCUACCAAGUCACAGACGAUUUGGUCCAUCUAGCUCAGCAUUGUUGAUCCUGGCUGGCAGAAAGUUUCCAGGUUUCCACGCAGGAGAGUCUUUUGCAGCCAGGCUUGGAGAUACUGGGGGUAUAACUGAGGACCUUUUACAAGCAAGGCAUAUGCUCUAGCAUCUGGUCAGCUCCCUUCCCUAGUAGCUUGUGGUGUCCUUGAAAUAAUCUUGUUGACUGAGAUCCAGGCAGCUACUUCAAGAAGAAGCUGGAGGGAGCCUUUCUUUUUAAAAUAACAGACUCCCACCAUAUCCUAGAUGCAGACUCACCUGAGUUUCAAAAGUAGUUUAGCUUGAGGAGGAAUGCACUGCUGUUUCACAAAUCCAGAACCUGGCCGGAAUGAUGAAACUGGUCAUUCAGUCCUUUGGAUAGUGACCUUUAUUUAUAAAUCUGCAGUCUGCUCAGUUAUUUGCCCAGUUCGGAUGAUUAUAUCUCGGCUUAAUAAGCCAAGAUGUAAACAACGAUUCUGGCUCCACAUGCCACCCCUUCCCUCCUCUCUUCUUGGUGUGCCUUGGUGCAGCCUUCAAUUAACCACAGUUUCCUGUUUCGUUUGAACUGGGAAACUGUGGUUAUCAGCCUCAAAACAAGCCAUGAUAAUAACACUAACACACACACACAAUUUGAAGAUCCUUUGAGAUUCUGGCUUCUUCCGAGGCUUAUAACCAUAGAGUCCUGGUCUGGGUGUAAAAUGAAACUAUGGUUACUUAAAGAGUUCUGGGUUUAUUUCUGGUGUAUUGAGAAAAGGGAGGAAGGAGCAGGUGCUACACGAAGCUAAUGUAAGCCAAGAUAGGAUCAUGUGAACCGGGUCAUGAUCUGUCUAGCAGCAAACACCUUGUGACCCUGUAAUAUGGAUUUCGUUCAGGUCACUGAAAUUUUGAUCAGCUCCACACACAGCAAACCAAAACUCUUCUUACAAAUGUAAACCUGGAGAAUGUCUUCAGCUGCCGAGAGAUUCCCAGGUAUGUUUGGCCCACCAAAUGGCAUCUUGUUGCAACUAAUUACCCAUUAAUCAGCUUCAUUGUCCCAUCCAUGAUGCUUAGGUGAAGAGAUUUCUCUGCCGUGCUUGACUGAAGCAUAGACUCAUCAGCAGAAUAGUGAAGGCCAGAUGCAGCAUUUGGAGAGCAGGGGAUACAGUUUGAAAACAUUUUGUGCAGUGCCAAGACCCCUUUUCUAUGCCAUUCCCCCUUGCAGUAAAACAAUGCACUGUACGUUAAUAAGGGGAGGAACAAACCGCAAUCAAAGGUACUUAUUGGCCAGCAUCUGUGACAUCACCAACCCCGUGGAGCAGUUUUACAGAGGUUGUUAACAUGCUCAUAAUACUGUGUGUGUGAAAAGGUGAAGAAUGAGUUUAUACAGAUACCUAUGCUACUUUACACUUUUUAAAUUUUGUUUUAAGCAGACUUGAAGCAUAGGGACAAGACCAAUAGCUGAACCAUUUCAGGUUGCUAGUAUAAUUGUGACCUUGCAACUGACCCUCUCUCCACCUUCUCCACCUUGCUUACUGCUCCUAUGUCCGUGGCAUUUGUUGUAGCUCAAGAUGGAUGAGGUGGGGGGUGCUCAGAUAGAGGGGCCCAUGGAGAUCAGGUGGGGAGUGGGGACAUGGUACAAUGGGGGGAUGGGGCUGUUGAGAGGUGGACAAAGCCGUUUCUCUUUUGCCUCCCAAAGCAGAGGGGGCAGCUGCUGUACGUGAAGAAGUGCCAUGAAGUUCAUUUUGUGCAAACCGGCGCAGAGGGAAAUGGCAACAAUAGGAAUUCUCAAGAGCGGGGAAGGCAGAUAAGAAGGGGUAACGGGCUGGAGGAGGAGAGGAAGAUCACUGUGAAAGGAGAACCUUGUUUUCUGUUUCCAAACUAUACAUUCUAUCUGUAACGAUGCUCCAUGGUUUUGCUGGACAUACAUAGAGAAGGUGGUGGUGUUGGGACACACAAACACCACGAAACGUGGUACUAGUCCUUUUGACUCUCUCCCUACUUUGUGCAUGAGGGUUCCAUUGUGAUUCAUACUUGCCUUAUAUUGAGCCACACCACAGGUUAGAAUUGUCUACUGCAAUGCGCUCUACGUGGGGCUACCUUUGAAGGUGACCUGGAAACUACAACUAAUCCAGAAUGCGGCAGCUAGACUGGUGACUGGGAGUGGCCACCGAGACCAUAUAACACUGGUCCUGAAAGACCUACAUUGGCUCCCAGUAGGUUUCCGAGCAUAAUUUAAAGUGUUGGUGCUGACCUUUAAAGCCCUAAACGGCCUCAGCCCAGUAUACCUGAAGGAGCGUCUCCACCCCCAUCGUUCAGCCCGGACACAGAGGUCCAGCUCUGAGGGCCUUCUGGCAGUUGCCUCCCUGCGAGAAGUGAGUUUGCAGGGAACCAGGCAGAGGGCCUUCUCGGUAGUGGCGCCUGCCCUGUGGAACUUCCUGCCACCAGAUGUCAAGGAAAUAAACAACUAUCUGACUUUUAAAAGACAUCUGAAGGCAGCCUUGUUUAGGGAAGUUUUUAAUGUUUGAUGUUUUAUCGUGUUUUUAAUAUUCUGCUGGAAGCCACCCAGAGUGCCAGAUGGGCAGGGUAUAAAUAAUAAAUUAUUAUUAUUAUUACUCAGAUUGGCAAUAGCUCUCCAGGGUUUCAGAUCAAGCUCUCUCCCUGCCAUACCUGGAGAUGCCAGGGCUUGAACCUGCGACCUUCUGUAUGCAAGGCAGUUGCUCUGCCACUGAGCUAUGGUGCUGCAGGGUGGGGGCUCAGGCCUCUAAAGAAAGAAGUCACGUCCUCUGCACACAGCUCACUUACUCCCAGGGUGCAGAGGUGGGCUGUGUGUGUGUGUGUGUGUGUGUGUGUGUGUGUGUGUGUGUGUGUUUUGAAAGCAAACUCUAUCUACGCCCAGAGGCAGUCUGUUGAUUGUGACCUCCCAUUUCAAAGCUCAGCCUUGGCAUUUAACAACAAGUUCUCCAUUUGGGUCAAGCGAUUGAUUUGUCAAAAAUGGGAGGUACCCGGAUCAGACUUGCCUGCGAAUCACAAACCCUCUGAUCUUAAAGCCCUCACCCCCCAAGUCCAUGGCAGGGGCGGACUUUGGUCUUUCAAAUUUCAAUGGUGCCCUGUGCGAGGACAAAAUUUGUCACCCGCCUCCUCUUGCCUUCUCUUCUGUGCAUGUUAUGGUUGUGACGCCCUGUGGUGCCCACUUUGUCUUGGCACCCAGUGCGAGGGAACCGGUCGCGCUGCCCUAAAUCUGUCUCUGUCCAUGCUGUUACAGCUUGUCUGUGGAUAUCUACGGGGCACUCCUCUCAUGCUCAGAAGCACACUCUCCUUGAUAGUUACCUCAGUUGUUCCUGGGACAACCCUAGCAUUCAAAGCAGACUUAAUAGUCCAUAAUAAGGCUACGUGCAACUUGAUGAGCUGUGAUAGUUAAGUGGAUUCCUGAUCAGAGCCACCAGAUACAAUUAUAAUUUUGUUAUUUAUAUGCUGCCUAUCUGACUGGAUUGCCUAGCCACUCUGGGCAGCUCCCAACAAAAUAUUAAAAACACAGUAAAACAUCAACUGUUAAAAACUUCCCUGAACAAGGCUGCCUUCAGAUGUCUUCUGAAAGUUAGGUAGUUGUUUAUCUGUUUGGCAUCUGAUGGGAGGGUGUUCCACAAGGCAGGUGCCACUACCGAGAAGGCCCUCUACCUGGUUCCCUGCAGCUUCAUGUCUCAAAGUAAGGGAAUUGCUAGAACAUGGGUAGGCAAACUAAAGCCCGGGGGCCAGAUCCGGCCCAAUUGCCUUCUAAAUCCAGCCCGCGGACGGUCCAGGAAUCAGCAUGUUUUUACAUGAGUAGAAUGUGUCCUUUUAUUUAAAGUGCAUCUCUGGGUUAUUUGUGGGGCAUAGGAAUUCAUUCUCCCCCCCCCCAUAUAGUCUGCCCCCCCCCAAGGUCUGAGGGACAGUGAACUGGCCCCCUGCUGAAAAUGUUUGCUGACCCCUGCACUAGAAGGUCCUCGGAGCUGGACCUCAGUGUCCAGGCUGGAUGGUAUAUUUUUGUUCUCCCCAUUUCCCAUGCAAAUAGGAUAUUCGGGGCAAUGCAACGGGGCCGCUUUUCCUGUGUAGGAGAUUAUGGCUGCUGUCUUUGCAAACCACGUCCAUGGGAAACGGCGAAAGGAUGCCUCUCUGGUGAUUCGAAUUGAAACUGACCGUGGCUUGUUUACAAGAGAUGGUGUGCAGGGCAGCAAGUGGGAGGCAGGGUCAGGGGAAUUAGCAGUAUUAUUGGAGCAUCUACGCAUGGACAGCUGGCUGAGAUCGAUACUCCCUCCUCCAUCCUUUUGUCUAGGUUAUGGCACAAGUAAAAUCCUGCCUCACUUUGCCCGCCCCCUCCUGUGCUGCUUCAUCAUUCGUGUACACAUGUCCGGUUCAGGCUCAGCUGCUUCAUUUAGGGAUAUUGUCUCUUCCCAAAGCAAAGCUGGUGUGCAAAAGGAGACCAGGAAUGGGGGUUCUGCUACUGCUGUUGGAGGAUGAAGGUCCUGAAAGGUCACCCACAUGGGAUAUAAAAUAACUUUUCAACUGUCAUAGUGCAAGGCCGGCAGUGUUGCUGGUGUGAGCUGUGAAUGGUGCACCUCCCUUUUCUAUUUUGUUUUCAGUAUCUCACUAACCCUUGAAAAGACACGCUACAUCUUGCAAGGCGAAGCAAUUUCCUCUGGUUCCUUGGCAGGCGCCAUUCAAGGCGCUCUGCCUCUUAAAGGUAAAGGGACCCCUGACCAUUAGGUCCAGUUGUGGACGAUUCUGGGGUUGCAGCGCUCAUCUCGCUUUAUUGGCCGAGGGAGCCGGCGUACAGCUUCCGGGUCAUGUGGCCAGCAUGACUAAGCCACUUCUGGCAAACCAGAGCAGUGCACGGAAACGCCGUUUACCUUCCCACCAGAGUGGUACCUAUUUAUCUACUUGCACUUUGAUGUGUUUUUGAACUGCUAGGCUGGCAGGAGCAGGGACCGAGCAACGGGAGCUCACCCAUCAUGGGGAUUUGAACCGCCGACCUUCUGAUCGGCAAGUCCUAGGCUCUGUGGUUUAACCCACAGCGCCACCCGCGUCCCAUUCCACCUCUUACGUUGCAGCAUAAGGGAUGCCACAGUCACAUGCAAAGUGCAUGCUUGGGGAUGAGGUUUGGGACGGUUGUGGGGAUCUGAGUUUGCACAGGUGCAGGGACUCUGGGGGAGAAGGUGAAGAGAGAAAUGUUGUUUUCUCCCUCGUAACACUUAGACAUCCAGUGAAGCACCAAACAUUUGAUGGCUGGAUCAUCAAAGUGUUGUUGUUUGCAGCGCAGGCGGGUCAUUGUGUUGGCCGAGAAGCAAAUGUUGAAAAAGCAGAGUAAGUUUCUAAGUAAGCAAGUAAGUAAGCAAGCAACUUCCGCCCUCACACCUGCCACUGCUUCCCAUUUUGUCUGAGUGCUGCGUUGCAAAAACACUUAUCAGCCACGAAAAUGCAAUGACUAAGGCUGUGCCAGAGCUUCCUGUAGCGUCUGAUUAUACCAAAGUUGAACAAAUGGUUGCUUCAGCAUCUGUGUAUAGGUGUGCUUUAUAUAUAUAUAUUCAUCUGCAUGCAAAGACAGGCUCAGGCAGAUUGAGCGGAAGAGACCAAUAGUGGGUCCAGCAGUCAAGAAGGCAUCUUCUUCACAAGUUGUAGGAGGAAGUGAGGGGCAGAUAGAGCUUAGGAGAAGGAAAAUUCUGAUCCUAAACCUCUGCUGUCUAGCUGAAUAUCUUCAGGAGAAGAAAAGGCUAAGACAUAAACCUAAAUAAUGCGUACAGAAAUGCAUCUACUAAGUAAAGCGUGCAUAGAAAUGAAUCUUCUAGUAAAAAUAACAAAGACACAUUGCAUAGUAGGGUAAACUGCUUGCAGAAAUGCAUAUAUUAGGCAAAUUUGUCUCUUAGGAGAAAUUUGCAAUAAAAUACUGACAUGUCUUCAUGAGUGCAGUAUUUUAGUGCAAAUUUCUGUUUUUUAACAGUUGCAAACUGAUGUCAGAAUGUGGAGAAGUAAAGGCAGGAAAAAGGAGAAAGUGAGAUGGAAGGAUCCACCUGUUCCUCGCAGAAGGUAGAUCUCCAGGUAGUUUGCAGUAGAUAAUAAUAAUAAAAGUAAUAAUAAUUUAUUAUUUAUACCCCGCCCAUCUGGCUGGGCUUCCCCAGCCACUCUGGGUGGCUUCCAACAAAAUAUUAAAAUACAGUAAUGCAUCAAACAUUAAAAGCUUCCCUAAACAGGGCUGCCAUCAGAUGUCUUCUAAAAGUCUGGUAGUUGUUGUUCUCUUUGACAUUCUGGUGGGAGGGCGUUCCACAGGGCAGGUGCCACUACUGAGAAGGCCCUCUGCCUGGUUCCUUGUAACAUCGCUUCUCGCAGGGAGGGAACCACCAGAAGGCCCUCAGCGCUGGACCUCAGUGUCCGGGUAGAACGAUGGGGGUGGAGACGCUCCUUCAGGUAUACUGGAAUGAGGGCGUUUAGGGCAUGGGUUUCUCCAGCUGUUUAACAAUAGCAACAACAAGCCAACUUCCCCACCUAAAUUAGGCUACUUGAAACGAAGAAAGCUUACUAAGAACAGACUUUCACGUAAAAGGGCGGAGAACUCUUUUUCAGAUCUGCAAACGGAUUACUCGGCUCAACAGGCACUCAGAGGUGCCCUGUUCUUUAAUUCCAUGCAUUUUGCACCCAGUUGCAGAGGCAUCACUAAUGAAUGGCAUUCAGGGAUGCUGACUUGAGCCUCAGGUUAUGGGUGUCCAAUGGUGCCCAUGAUGUAACGUGAUGUCAUGACAUCACGUUGUGUCGGUGGCACAGCGGCGCUUCUGAGGCCUCUUAGGGCCUACCUGGACACUGAGGUCCAGCGCCGAGGGCCUUCUGGCGGUUCCCUCACUACGAGAAGCCAAGUUACAGGGAACCAGGCAGAGGGCCUUCUCGGUAGUGGCACCCGCCCUGUGGAACGCCCUCCCACCAGAAUGUCAAAGAGAACAACAACUACCAGACCUUUGGAAGACAUCUGAAGGCAGCCCUGUUUAGGGAAGCUUUUAAUGUUUGAUGCAUUACUGUAUUUUAAUAUUUUGUUGGAAACCGCCCAGAGUGGCUGGGGAACCCCAGCCAGAUGGGCUGGGUAUAAAUAAAUUAUUAUUAUUAUUAUUAUUAUUAUUAUUAUUACAGUGGUACCUCUGGAUGCGAAUGGGAUCUGUUCCAGAGCCCCGUUCGCAUCCAGAAGUGAACGCUCUACGCAUCAGCACGUGCGCGGGUCGUGCUUUGCAGCUUCCAUGCAUGCGCGUGACGUCAUUUUGACCGUCUGCACAUGCGUGAGUGGCAAAACCCAGAAGUAACGCGCUCCGUUACUUCCAGGUCGCCGCAGCAUGCAACCCGAAAAUACUUAUCCCGAAGCUACUUCAACCCAAGGUAUAGCUGUAUUAUUAAGUCUGAGGCCUCAUGAGACCUCCUGCGCAACUUCCUGUUUCUACCGGAAAUCGCGUUUGGAGGACUGGCAGGGCCUCUGACGUCAUCUGGGAGGUCAGAGCCCUGACCCAACUUCCAGUAGAAAUCGGAAGUCACAUCAGAACCCCGCAUUGUGGGUGCUAAGCACCCACAAUUUGUGUGUAUGUAUGUGGGUGCCCCGGUUCUUGUUUUGCCACCUUAGUGCCGUUGGGUAGGAAUCCUGGUCUGGAUUCCUGAAGAUGUCCUGGCCUCCGUUAGCUCGCAGGCGUGACUUCCACCAUAUGUGUGCCUGCUGAGUCACGGCACUGCUUGGCAGGUUGGCACACUCCUUCCCAGGGCUUGGCAGCUUGUGAGUGGGCAGAGCUUUUUGGUACAGCUCGGCUCAGUUCUUCGCUGUUCCAGGGAAAGGCGAGAGGAGUCAUCUGUCAGGAUGGGGGUGGAGGACAAGAGAUGGAGCACGAGGCCAUUCCAGACUGACCAGGCGUCUUCCACCCCAAGGGGGUUUGGAGAGACAUCUGACUACUUUCGCUUCCACCUUUGACCACCUUUGAGAUGUCGAGAUUUUCCCUGAGGCCUGUCUAUUAUUAUUAUUAUUAUUAUUAUUAUUAUUAUUAUUAUUAGUCUUCCUUUAAUACUCACAAGUAUAUCUUUACAUCAUAACUUUACAUCUUGCAAUUAUGCAUAUUCUUAUUUUCAAAGUAGGUUCAUGAUUGCUGUUAUCAUAGAUCGGCAAACAUUGCUGUACACAAGGAAGAAGAAGAAAGGGGGAAAAGGAGGGGGAGGGGAAAAAGAAGGAUUUUUAGUAGUUUCUGUGGAUAACAAUUCUAAAAGGAAAAUUGAUAUAUAAGAAAACAUUAUAAAUAAAAAGACGAUGAAUAUAGGAGGUAAGUUUAUUGGUACAAAAUGGAAGAGACGGGAAGUCACUUGUUUAUGAAGAAUAUUAUCAGUUUAAAAUUACAUCUCCCCCCCCCCUUUUCCCUGAGGCCUGUCAUGGGCCAUGGCCACCACUUCGGAUGGCUUUAAAAGAGGAUCAGACAAAUUCACGGAGAAUUAGGCAGAAACAACAAUAACAACAACAGCAACAAUAAUUUUAUUAUUUAUAUCCCGCCCAUCUAGCUGGGUUUCCCCAGCCACUAAGGCUACUAAGGAUCUCAAAGGAUCUACGUUGGGUCCCAGUGCAUUUCCAAGCACAAUUCAAAGUGUUGUUGCUGACCUAAUUUGAAGCCCUAAGCAGCUUUGACCCUGCAUACCUGAAGGAGCAUCUCUAACCCCAUCAUUCAGCUCAGACGCUGAGAUCCAGACACAUUCAGCCUGGACACUUCUGGUGGUCCUCUCAUUGCAAGAAGCAAAGUUACAGGGAACCAGGCAGAGGGCCUUCUCGGUAGUGGCGCCCAUCCAGAUGUCAAGGAAAUAAACAACUAUCUGACUUUCAGAAGACAUCUGAAGGCAGCCCUGUAUAGGGAAGUUUUUAAUGUUUGAUGUCUUAUUGUGUUUUAAUUUGGUGGGAGCUGUCCAGAGUGGCUAGGGUAAUCCAGUUAGAUGAAUGACAUAUAAAUUAUUAUUAUUAUUAUUAUUAUUAUUACCAGAGUGGCUAUAUUCUGCCUCCACAGUUUGAGGCAGUAUGCCUCUGAAUGACAUUUGCUGGGAAUCCCCGCAGGGACUGUGCUGUUGCAUUCAGAUUCUGCUUGCAGGCUCCCCAUAGGCAACCAGGAGAACAGACUGUUGGACUAGAUGGGCCUUGGCCUGAUCCAGCACUCUCUUCUUACGUUCAUGUCUUUAGAUAGCCAGAGUUGAAUUGUCAGCCCAUCUGUUUUUAUACUUUUUGCCAUUGGCUCUGCAAGCUCCUUGCCCAAUUCUCUCUGUUCGUAGUACAGUCGUACCUCGGAAGUCGAAUGGAAUCCAUUCCGGAAGUCCGUUCGACUUCCAAAACGUUCGGAAACCAAGACGCAGCUUGCGAUUGGCUGCAGGAAGCUCCUGCAGACAAUUGGAAGGUGCGACGGACAUUUGGGUUCCAAAGAAUGUUCACAAAGCAGAACAGUCACUUCCAGGUUUGCAGCGUCCGGGAACCAAAAUGUUAAUCUCACAAGGCAUUUGACUUCCAAGGUACAACUGUACACCAUCAUGGGGAAUUUUAAAGGAUAAAAUGCAGAAGGGAGGGGCUGGUCUGUGACGGGUAAGAUUUUUUCUUUCAUUUAUUUUUAGUUAACAAGAUUUGUAUCCAAAACCUCUCAAGCAGGGCACGUGACAUUUUAAACAUCCAUUAAAACGUACCAAUAAAAUCGAAAGUUGCACAAGAUUUGAAAUGUGAAACCAGGAGUUUUAAAUAAAAUAGACACAAUAAAAUGACAUGUUAAAAUUAUGUAUUAACAUUAUACAGUGGUACCUCGGGUUACAGACGCUUCAGGUUACAGACACUUCAGGUUACAGACUCCGCUAACCCAGAAAUAGUAUCUUGGGUUAAGAACUUUGCUUCAGGAUGAGAACAGAAAUCGUGCGCUGGGAGCAGGAGGCCCCAUUAGCUAAAGUGGUACCUCGUGUUAAGAACCAUUUCAGGUUAAGAACGGACCUCCGGAAUGAAUUAAGUUCUUAACCCGAGGUACCACUGUAUUUCUGGGUAGCCUUGCCUAAACAAAGAAGUUUUUUUAGCAGGUGCUGAAAACCACACAACAAAGGACGCUGCCUAGUGUUAAUUUGCAGGGAGUGUGCCAGAGAGGGAAUGGGUGGGCGCAGCUUCUGAAUCUUUGAGUCUAUAAUCCCAAGCAGUCUGUUUCUGCAAGAUUCUCGGGCUUUGAGGUACCUCCUUGGCAAGGGAAGGUCCAUCAAUAUGGAGCAAGCCGUCUUUUCGCAGCAAGUGUGAAAAUCCACCCAUAUCAUGACUACGCAGAGCACAUAAAAGCCGAAAGCAGCUUUCUGCAGUGAUGUCCAAACUGCUUGGUCUGGUCUGGGUUCCUGCUAUGCCAGACACUUACUUCUCUGCUAUGUCUAGGGGGCUGAGCUAUGCAAUAAAUGUUAAGAACUCAGUAAUUGCCUUGCUGGAUUACCACCAGAUCCAUCUCGCUCAGCAUUCGGUUUCCAAUAGCAACCAGCCUCUGGGAAGCUUCCAAGCAAGGCGCAAAGGAGGUCGCCACCUUUGAGUUGCUGCUUCUGCCCGGCGCCUGGUCCUCGGAGGUAGAUUACCUCUAAAUACAGAGGGUCCAUUUGUCCAUUUGUCCAACACAAUAGCCAUUAGUGUGCUUCCUGAAUUGAACUGGUGCUGUGUGCGUUUAAGAGCUGCUUGUGUGAGCAGUCGAAUCCCCGCGACGGGGAUUGCUCUGUCCCAGCUCCUGCCAACCACCAGUUUGAAAGCACACCAGUGCACGUAGAUACAGUGGUACCUCGGGUUACAAACACUUUGGGUUACAAACACUUUGGGUUACAGACUCCACUAACCCGGACGUAGUACCUCAGGUUAAGGAUGAGAACAGAAAUUGCGCGGCAGCGGAGGAAGGCCCCAUUAGCUAAAGUGGUACCUCAGGUUAAGAAUGGUUUCAGGUUAAGAAUGGACCUCCGAAACGAAUUAAGUUCGCAGCCACUGUAAAUAGGUACCGCUGUGGCGGGAAGGUAAACGGCAUUUCCUUGCGCUCUGGUUUCCGUCACAGUGUCGCGUUGCGCCAGAAGCGGUUUAGCCAUGCUGGCCACAUGACCUGGAAAGCUGUCUGUGGACAAAUGCUGGCUCCCUCGGCCGGAAAGCGAGAUGAGCGCCGCAACCCCAUAGUCGCCUUUGACUGGACUUAACCGUCCAGGGGUCCUUGCCAUUUUUACCUUUGCAAGGAAGGACCGGACUCAGUAAAGCAGAUCAUAUUAUGCAGCAACAGAGCAGAGGUGAGUGUUUUAGCCAGGCUGGAAUAUGUCCCUGAACUCUGAGAAUGCUUCUUACUUGCCUGGAUGAAGGAUUGUGUGUUUGUCGGUGUGUGAAGAAAUCAGCCUAGGAUACAAAAGCAAAAUUCACAUGGCAUACCGGCUCCUGGGAGGCUGCCCAGAGGGGAAUGUGGCUCUCGGGCUCCUCCCACCCUGACACAGAACAAGGAAACAAGACACAGACAUGCCCCGUUCACAGAAGUGUUGGUACAGCAUCAUUUCUCUUUUCAUCCGUUGCACAACUUCAUACGAGAAGGCUGCGUAUAUAGGAGCCGACAAACGUGAACUUCAAGUGAGAGUGGAGAAUGCGCAGGUCAGCCCUAAAUAUAGCCAUGAGCCAUGGUGAUUUCCCACGAUGCCCUGCACAAUGCACAUAUAUAUACCAAUUCCUUUUUAUUGGUUUUACAAAUACAAAGCACAAAUAAACACAAGCUAGUAAAAACAUAUCUGUAUCAAGAGAUUCUCUGAAUCUCGAGACUUCCCCCCAUCCCUUCCUUGGAGUCUUAUUUUAAGCAUCUGCAACUGCAUAUUCAUGCAUACUCCAAUUCUUAUAUCAAACCAUAUUAUCCAUAGUAUUUUUUUCACUACUAGUGAGUCAAAAUCCUGCUCUUGUUUCCAUCUGCUUACAGUGGUCUCCUAGGUAACUUAUAAUUCCCCCCCAUUCUUUUAUAAAGUUUUUCUCCUCUUGGUUUCUGAAUUUUCCAGUCAGCUUUGCUAUCUCAGCAUAGUCCAUCAGCUUGGUUUGCCAUUGUCCUCUGGUAGAGACUUUGUCUUCUUUCCAGCUCGGGCUAGUAGCAUCCGGACGGCUGUUGUUCCACACAUAAAAAGUCUUUUCUGAUCCUUUGGGAUGUUGGUUCCUAAUAGAAAAGCUUCUGGUUUCUUCACAAAAGUUGGCGUAACAGAAAAUGGCUGCCACGAGGGCAUGGAAUAACGCAAGAUGCCACCUCUGAAAGAGCAGAAAAGAGACCUGCAUGCACACAGGGCCGGAUUUAGGUUUGAUGAGGUCCUAAGCUACUGAAGGUAACGGAGCCCUUAUAUGUCCAGCUGUCCUUUGUCAACAACAAAUGGUCGCUGUUUUUUGUUGUUGAAUAUAUGCUAUAUGGCAAUGUAUGGACCUAAUAGGUAUCUAAAGCCAUUUGCAUAUAACAAAAUAUGUAUUUUUUCAAAGUAAUUGUUGAACUGAAAUACAAUUAAGAAGAAGUACAGUAUAUUAAUAGUGAAAUUGGUUUUGGAACAGACUUCUGGAAUGGAUUAAGUUUGAGAACCAAGGUACCACUGUACAGUAUAUAGAAAUGAGCAAACCAGUGAUAUUUUAGGGAGCAGGCUAGCAGGUGGGGCCCAUGUCUUACAUCAUAGAAGCCAACAAAACACUGUUGCUGUAUGUAGGUUUUAUUUGAUUUGAUUUUUAUCUUACAUUUUGGAAAUGUACAUCCAGUUUUGUUUCCCUUUAAUUUUUGGCAGGGCCUCCAAGAGAGUGGGGCCCUAAACUGUAGCUUGUUUAGCUUAUAUGUAAAUCUGGCACUACAUGUACCCCUCCUCAUACAUUAGCCGUACAUGUUGUGUUUGGAACAGAUGAGAGGGUGGGCAGCAAAUCCUGGCAACCGGUGAAGGCUGGGUAUGUUUAAGAGGAUGUGUUCAGUGUAGGAGAGGCCAAGUCAGUGCUAACACGAACUGAACAGCAAGAGCCAACAAUCUCUCAUGCGUUGUGGAUUUUUGAGGAGAUAUUUACUGAAACUUGUUGUGGGCGCAGCAGGAUGUAUUGGUGGGUGCCAUAUUGUUAAUCACUUGAGCAGAGAAGGUGGUGUUGCAUCAGGAAUCCCCUCAGACUGUGUAAAGAGAUGGCUCACAUAAGUGAGCCUAGCUAUGUAUAAUUAGAGAAUGAAAUGAUGAAAUAAAAGUGACUAUUACCCAUUCUGACGAGAGAGGGAUUUCCUUCCAGACCACAUAUGUAUAGGCAAGAGUGCCCUUGACAUGGGAGUGGAGAGGAAAAUGACAGUCUAGAAGGAUGAAAAAGGAAAAGGAAAAAUCCAUAGUUUCCUAAGGAAAAAUAGGAUUUUUCUUCUUAUUAUUGAUAUUUCAUUAGAAGAAUUUCAUUUAUGAAAAGGUAGAGUGAGAAAAAAAGAAAGGAAAGAGUGAGAGUGGAAAAAGAAAAAUACUGUUGUGCAAGAAUAUACAGAUGUGCAUAUUCUUAUUAGCCAAAUACACACGUAAUUGUCAAUAAACUAAUAUAUUCUGUGUAACUUCAUUCCAGAUAUCAUUGUAUUUAUCCAAGCUGUCCUUUCAUAUGCUGCCAAAGUUAUCGUAUUGUCAAACCAUUGAUUAAGGGGAACCGUAUCUUUAUUCUUCCAAUUCAUCAGUGUUGGUCCCUUGGCCACCAUUAGGGUGCAUAGAAUCCAUUUUCGCUGUCCUGUUGUCAAUUUCUGUACAAUGGGUACAGUUCAAAAACAGGACAACUAGGGGGGAAUCCCAUGAAUGCGCCUAAACCACUUGCGCUCCCUCUCCCAGCUGCGUUUUAAUCUCCUGACAGGUCUAUUUUGAGUAAUAAUUUUCUGAGCCCAACGGAUCUGCUGAGGGUUUUACUAAACCCUGAGAGGCAGGGGGGACGGGGCUAAUCAGGACUCAUAUUAAUUCCAAACUUCCAUUCUCUUCCCACACAUGAGCUCAGAAAGCGUGUUUUCUCCUCCUAUUUUAUUUUCCGUGUUCCUUUGCAUCCAUAGAUGGGACUGAGCGUGGUGGAGACCCCCCACUCCCUGUCCUUGACUAGGCAUCGCAGGUGGUGGGUGCAAAGGCAAGGCAGGGGCAGGCCGAACGGCUACCCUGGCAGCUUAAUUGAUGCCACCGUGGGUUUUGGGAGCGGGGUGUUUUCGUGCUUUCUGUCUCUGGCUGUGACAGCCUUUGCGGCUUUGAUUACAGGAUAGAGCGAGCCUGAGAGGAUUGGAGGCGGAAGAGGAUGGAAGUUGCAAAGGGGCGGGGAUGAAUCUCCUAAGCGGGGAAGCGUACGUACAGGGAUUGCAGCUAAAUCGGGAUCUGCGGAGGGCUCAAAGUGUGUGUUUGGCGGGGCGGGACGGAUACGUGAACUUUCCGAAGUCAAGGGGAAAGAGUGAGAAAGCUAAAGGGAAAGAAUUCGUCCUUUGAUCUGUGAAAAGAAGGCAGGAAAGGGUGAACAAAUGUAGGAGAGGUUUUGGGCCGGCCCUGCCAUUAGGCAGAGUGAAGCUGCCGCCUCAGGUGGUGCAUUCUUGGGGGUUGGGGAGUGGCAAUAAGGCGUUGGAGGAAAGAGCUAUGUUGUGCCAGUCGGCUUGCCCUUCAUCUCCUAAGCUAGUGGAGGAUGCUGUCUUGUCACCUGUGUUGAAGUAACGUUCAAGUCAAUUAAGGUUGCCCUAUGAAUCAACUCAGGUUCUGUAUGUGGAUCAGGGAAAACUUGGUCUUGUGCUUUGCCCUAGAUAGCAAAAUGCCUUGGAAUGGCCCCAAGAGAGAGCAUUUAAGGAAGAAAGGGGAAUGAGGACUAUUCAAGUAACAGCAAAAGAUUGAGGUCCUGGUUCCCACUCCUAUCCCUCCACAUGCUCAUUUAACUCCUUCUUGCAAUGCCUGGAGAUGUCAGAAGGUUUGCUUGUUUGUUCGGCCAGUUGGGAACAGUGGUACCUUGGGUUAAGUACUUAAUUUGUUCCAGAGGUCCGUUCUUAACCUGAAACUAUUCUUAACCUGAAGCACCAGUUUAGCUAAUGGGGCCUCCUGCUGCCACUGCGCCGCCGGAGCACGAUUUCUGUUUUCAUCCUGAAGCAAAGUUCUUAACCCGAGGUACUAUUUCUGGGUUAGCGGACUCUGUAACCUGAAGUGUAUGUAACCUGAAGUGUAUGUAACCCGAGGUACCACUGUACAUUUGAAAUUUUGAGGCAGUUCCGUGGGCACCAUUCGCAAAAUGGCUGACGUAGGGGAUGCGGCAUAACAUAAAAUGGCUGCCUCAUGUAAAAGAGCAGAAAAAGAGACAGGAAGACAAAAUAUUGUUGUUGUAAUUUAUUAAGUCUGUAUACUGCCCUAUACCCGCAAGUCUCAGGGCGGUUCACAGGAUACAAUUACGAUGUAAAAACACAAAAUGCAUAAUCAAAAUAGAAAUAACCAAAUAACGCUCCCUCCCACACAGGCACUUUAAAAGGGCAUUGGACGGUACUGUUGCAGCUCUCAGUAGAAAACAGGCACCGGCAUGCUCUUUGUGUCUCUCUGUUCAGAACAGAAGGUCAAGUGGACAUGUUGAGUGAGGCAUGUUAAAUAUAGGAGAUGCCGACCGGAAAGAGCAAGCCGUCUCAUGCAUGGUGUGUGAAGUGCGAAGUGUAGGUGGGUUUCCUCGAGUCAAGACACAGUGAUAACAUCAAGAACUUCUAUCGAACUAUCAGAACUGAACAACAGGGGCAAAGCAACAGCUUAUAUACAUUUCUGAAGGCCUGGGCCACUCCCACUCCCAACGUGAUUGGCUGUCUAAACUUCCAAGCUGUGAAUCAUGACUCAGAGUUUAAGGGCCAAUGGCAGAGGCCCAAAUCCUGAAAUGUUCUGUGAUUGGAUAUCAUGUAUCGAAUCAGAACACAGGGGCUCAGAAUCCUGAGUCCAGACUCAAGCUCAGGCACAGACCCCACUGAAUGCAUAACAGGGGAUUUCCGAGAGGAUAUUUUCAGAGAACUUUCAUGAGCUGCAGUAGAGGUACUGAAAGGCACAUUGGUGCCCGCAGGCACUGGGUUGGCGACCUGUGGCUUACACAGAAUGGUCUAAAUACAGUACCAGGUGGGUUAUUCAUUCACUCUGUGUUUCUAAAUUGUGCAGUGAAACAGCAAACCUGGGCCAUGGAAACAAGUCUCGGUUGUAAUCAUGUAGAGGGGUUGAUUGGGGUGACCUCCCUGCAUCUGUGCUCAGGUGUCAACUGUCUGCGAUGUUGGCAACUCACAUCAAGGCAAGCACAGAGCUGCUGGGGAAGUGAUGCCAUCAGUUAAUUUCGUGUUGUAAUUACAGAUGGAUGCGAGGGGGCAAAACAAGCGAAGAGAUAUCACUUAUUCAUGAUUACAUGGGGCUUUUCGGUAACUAAAGUUUUGCCUGUUCAGAGGGCAAAGGAGCCCUGCAACAGACAAACAAAAACAAACAAACUCAUGAGUGAAACCAUGGCUCCAUAAUCCCUGGAUUCCCUUUUGGCAAGCCUCUUGCCUUCUACAAUGAGAGAAAUGAGGCAAAAUGGUGUAAACGCGAAUUCUGCUCAUUCAUUCGGCAAGAAACUAGCCUGCCCCAGCCUUUCAAUGUUUUAAACCAAUGAAUGAAGUAAUUUAGGGAAGUGGAUCUAGCCAAUAAAACAAAGAGAAGGCAACUAGAAUGAUGCUCCUGUCAUCUGGAGAAGAAACUUCUUGGGUCAUUUUUAAGCCUUUAAUUUUCGUCCUUGGUAGAGAAGUGAUUGCUGCACCAUAUAAAACAAUUCAGAUGUCCAAAGUUUUAGUAAGUUUGUGUGUCUACCUAAAAACAAAUGUAGCAGCAAAGAGAGGAGUUCACCAUUUUUCUACCUCAGCUCAAAUUCUAACACUUUGAAUUGUGCUUGGAAACGUACUGGGAACCGACGUAGGUCUUUCAGGACCAGUGUUAUAUGGUCCCACUCAGUCACCAGUCUGGCAGUUGCAUUCUGGAUUAGUUGUAGUUUUUUAGUCACCUUCAAAGGUAGCCCCUCGUGGAGUGCAUUGCAGCAGUCAAAGCAUUGCAAACUGAAUUCACCUUGCGUUCAAACAACUAGUCACUUUACCAAAUCAAUGUACCAUGUCAAACCGAAUUAACGCCACUUAUCCGGUAUUGCUCAAAUUAAGGACAAGUUACAAAUUUUAUUUAAGCAUAUACCAGCACUUUUGGUAUGGCAGACCCAGAAGUCAGCUUGCAAUAAAAGCAAAUUUCAAUUCUAGAACGAUAGAAGUGGGGAGUUUGAAAGGUUAAAUACUGAACAGAUUCAUUACAAAUUCAUCCCAGGGAUAAGGACUGUUUCGUGUGAAUAUGAGAGGAUAUAUAAAUAUGGAUUCUGACUUAGGAGGUAAGAAGUGAGAGCCAGUUUGGCCUUGUGAGAUGGCGGAACAAGGAAUCAAGCCCUGUUUGUCGAAGGCUAUGGGCGUAGGAUUUUGAACACUCCUUGCUUUAGCUGUCACUAAGGUCUCCCUCCAAAUCCCAUCCAAAGUACACCAAAAUCACCUCCCUUCUCCAUUGUUCAGUGUCUCGAAUUUUCCUUCCUGUGAUCUCUUCCUGAAUUCCUAAGUUGUGUUUUCCAUGCUGUACACGGAGAAAGAGACUUCCCUGUCACAGCACAGAACUUGACAAAGGGAAGUGCUUUUCUUAACGGACAAUGUAUGUGUGUGUGUGUACAUAAGAAGAGAGAAUUGAAUAUAAGAAGAGUGUUGCUGGAUUAGGCCAGUGUCCCAUCUAGUUCAGGGACACGGCUGGCACUAUGGUCUAAACCACUGAGCCUCUUGAGCUUGCUGAUCGGAAGGUUGGCGGUUCGAAUCCCGGUGACAGAGUGAGCUCCCAUUGCUCUGUCCCAGCUGCUGCCAACCUAGCAGUUCAAAAGCACACCAGUGCAAGUAGAUAAAUAGGUACCACUGCGGCAGGAAGGUAAGCAGCAUUUCCGUGCGCUCUGGCUUCCAUUACGGUGUUCCAUUGUGCCAUUGUGUUCAUAUCUUUUCUCUCUCUGUCCAGGUUUUUAGCACCUAUUCCAACGAGGAAUAUGACCGGCGGAAUGAAGAUGUCGAUCCCAUGGCUGCCUCGGCAGAGUAUGAACUCGAGAAGCGGGUGGAGAGGCUAGACCUCUUUCCCGUGGAACUAGAUAAAGGUAAUGGAGAAAUCUGGUACAGAUGUGAGGUAAAAAUGGUUUUUCUGGAGUAGAGAAGGUGGGAGCCUAUUUGUUGAUUCAGCCAGCUGGGGAAUGUGUUGGAAAGUAAGGUGUUUCUUUACAUUCACACACACAUCACCCAGGAAGGUCUUUGUCAGAGAUUUUCAGCUGAGGAAUGGCCUGGCCACUGAAUUGCAAUGCAUCCAAUAGUUCAUUUCUUUCCAUUUGGGCCUGAAUAGCGACAAUGGUUUCCUAGCCCCACUGCAAGUGCUAAUGUUCAGAUGAUUUUGUUGUCACCCGCCGCUGCCGCUGUGAAGUGUCACGGCCAUGUUCAUUCCACAUACAUUUAAGCUCUGAUUUACUCAGGGAUGCUGAGAUUACUGUGUUAUCGCCAGCUACUGCUGCUGAGAAGGGUAAUUUUGCAUACAUUUACAUUCUAAUUAAAUUGUCCCAGACGGUAUUUUGCAUUCCGUUGUCAUUAACAUCAGCCUUUACAUUCCCUCCCCUUCUUUAUUUAUUUAUUUGUUUGUCUAAGGAUUUACAAACUGUCUCCCCCAAAAAGUGAUUUCGAAGCAGUGUGUGUGUGACGGAAAUAUUUAAAAAGCAACAAAAUAGGUAGCAAAAAUGUGCAUAACCAUCUGAAAAGCAGAUCUUAAAAACCCAGGUGUUGUGUGGUAUACAAUGUAAAAUGGCUGAGUCACUCUUCAGGGAAAGCCAUUGUUUAAAAAGAAGAAGAAGAAGAGUUUGGACUUGAUAUCCCGCCUUUCACUCCCCUUAAGGAGUCUCAAAGCGGCUAACAAUCUCCUUUCCCGUCCUCCCCCACAACAAACACUCUAUGAGGUGAGUGGGCCUGAGAGACUUCAGAGAAGUGUGACUGGCCCAAGGUCACCCAGCAGCUGCAUGUGGAGGAGUGGAGACGCGAACCCGGUUCCCCAGAUUACGAAUCUACUGCUCUUAACAACUACACCACGCACCACGCUGGAGAGAGAGAGAGAGAGAACUUAUUUGAUAGCUGCCUAAGAGUAAAAAUGAAAGGAGAUCAAGAGCUGAUUCCACAGAGCUGGAGCCGCAAAACUAAAAUCCUAGUAUCUAGUUGAUGUCAAGCAUAUCUAAGCGUAUGGGACUCUAAACCAUGUCCCAUCGGAGGAACACAAUUGGCUCCAAGUUGUAUAGCUCUCAGAAUGCUAAAAGAAAAACCUUGAACCGAGCCCAGUGGCAUAAAGGGCAGCCUAGUGGCAGCUUGUGAACUACAGUGGUACCUUGGUUCUUAAACUUAAUCCGUUCCGGAAGUCUGUUCCAAAACCAAAGCAUUCCAAAACCAAGGAGCGCUUUCCCAUAGAAAGCAAUGCAGAAUGGAUUAAUCUGUUCCAGACUUUUAAAAACAACCCCUAGAACAGCAAUAUAACAUGAAUUUUGCUAUCUAACGAGACCAUGGAUCCAUAAAAUGAAAGCAAUAAGCAAUGUACUACAGUCACACAGUCAAUCAAUCAGUAGCUGAACUGGGUUCCACACAAAACAAAAAGAGAGCAACAAAAAUGCAAAAUAAAUAGCAAAAACAGACAGACCUCAGCGUCACACUCAAAAUGGAAAUGUGGCACUCAAAAUGGAAGCAUAACACUCAAAACAGAGCACGUUCAGCAUCCAAAAAAGUUUGCAAACCGGAACACUUACUUCUGGGUUUGCAGUGUUUGGGUUCCGAGUUGUUUGAGAACCAAGGCAUUUGAGAACUAAGGUACCACUGCAAUGGAGUUGUGAAGUUAUCUGUUCUUGAGGUAACUAACACCUUGACCAUAUUGGCCAAACUGUUCCUCUGCAGGAAUGACCACAGCUGUGUUAGCAGCAAAGCUUUACCACUUGUAUGGGGGUGUGUGUGUGUGCAUGUAUGUGUUUGUGUUUGUUCAUAAAACCUGGCUACCUGUUACACCCACCUUGUCCUAUCCUUUUGGGGUUUUUUUCUUACCUUAACAGCUAAUUUUUCAUAGAAACUGGGAUGUGGUUGAAGCAAGGAAAGUAAACAACUCGGGAAAUAAACAACAAAUAAGGGAAAGGCCUUUAAUGCAAUGUUUCCUCCACCCUACCACCAAGAAUGUUAAUCCUUAGGACCUGAAGCACUGAUACAUCAACCAUCCCUAAUUUGCAUGUCCUGGUUUUCUUGGUGUGGUGUAGUGGUUAAGAGUGGUAGACUCAUAAUCUGGUGAACUGGGUUCGCUUCCCUGCUCCUCCACAUGCAGCUGCUGGGUGACCUUGGGCCAGUCACACUUCUCUGAAGUCUCUCAGCCUCACUAACCUCACAGAGUGUUUGUUGUGGAGGAGAAAGGGAAAGGAGAAUGUUAGCCGCUUUGAGACUCUUUCGGGUAGUGAAAAAGCGGGAUAUCAAAUCCAAACUCCUCCCCCUCCUCCUCCUCCUCCUCCUUCUUGCCUGUGGUCCGGUCCGUGUUCAGGGUGCACCGCAAGGCAAGCAGAGAAGUUUCCACCCGUUUUCCCUGCUAUUAGUUUACAUCUACAAUGUGGAAAGCAUUGUGAUUGUCUGACUUAGUAGUUCAAAGGAGUUUUUUGUUGACUUAUCCUUGUGCUUAUCUGUUGUAUUUGUUGCAGUAUGCUGUCCAGGGCUGUAACUUGCCCUGUGACCUAAUUCUGGUGACUCCCCUGGAACCUCGUGUUCUUAAGAAAAUCACCUUUUGCUUUCCCUCAUGCAGAUUCUGAGGGGCUCGGAAUCAGCAUCAUCGGGAUGGGAGCCGGUGCUGAUAUGGGCCUAGAAAAACUUGGCAUCUUUGUCAAGACGGUGACAGAAGGAGGAGCAGCUCACCGAGAUGGCAGGUCAGUCUGGUUGGCAUUGAACCCACUGCCAACGCCCUAACUUUGACUCACAGAAGGGGGUACUGGGAGCAGGGGAAAGAAAAACCCUGCCAGCUGUGAUGUGACGUGUUUCUCUGCGCUUAUCAAGCUACCAUAAGCAAGCAUUCCAUGCCCCUGGGUUAGCACUUCCCAAACUUGGGUCUCCAGCUGUUGCUGGACUACAACUCCCAUCAUUCCUAGCUAGCAGGACCAGUGGGAUGGGAAUUGUAGUCAGGGCUGGAUUUAGGUUUGAUGAGGCCCUAAGCUACUGAAGGUAAUGGUGCCCUUUAUAUGUCCAGCUGUCCUUUGUCAACAACAAAUUGUCACUCUUUUUUGUGUUGAAUAUACCGUAUUUUUCGCUCUAUAAGAAACACCUAGUUUUUAGAGGAGGAAAACAAGAAAAAAAAUAUUCUGAACAAAACAGUGGAUGCAUGAUUUUUGUGGGUCAUGCUGUGGCCACAGACAUGAUAUGUGAUUUGACAGUGAGUUUGGGGUAGCCCAAUGCAAAAAUCCUGAGGAUCCAUGUGGAUCUGUGUUUUGUAACCAUGUUUUUGUGCCAUUGCGGCCCCACAGUGGAUGUGUGGCUUUUUGGGUGUAUGCUGUAGCCAUGGACAUGCUAUGUGACCUGAUGGUGAAUUUGGGGUGACCCAGUGCAAAAAUCCUGAGGAUCCAUGGGCUUUUACCUCCCCACUCACUCCCAGGCAGCCUCCUUUAUCGCUAGCAUCCCUUAUCUCCCUCCCAAUCGCUUGCCAGUCAGCUGCUCAGCGGCUUUGUUUCGACACCCCCUUCCCUCUUUAAAAAAAAAAAGUGCACAAUCUGCUUUUUGCCCCAGGCAAUUCGGCUCCAGGGACCACGCAUUCGCUCCAUAAGACGCACAGACAUUUCCCCUUACUUUUUAGGAGGAAGAAAGUGCGUCUUGUGGAGCGAAAAAUACGGUAUGCUAUAUGGUAAUUUAUGGACCUAAUAGGUAUCUAAAGCCAUUUGCACAUAACAAAAUCUGUAUUUUAUCAAAGUAAUUGUUGAACUGAAAUACAAUUAAGAAGUAUAUUAAUAGUGAAAUACAAUUCUUUUCCUUUCGGUUUUUUUGGGGCCCGCAAGAAAGUGGGGCCCUAAGCUAUAGCUUGUUUCGCUUAUAUGUAAAUCCAGCACUGAUUGUAGUCCCAAAACAGCUGGAGACCCAAGUUUGGGAAACCCAGCUCUGGGUGACGGGAUACUUGCAAGCAAUCAUACGUACCCCGCCUUUACCCCAGACAGGGACUCAAGGCGGCUGACAGGUAAGAACAACUAAAAACAGAGAAAACAAAGAUAUUGGGAAAGAAAUGGAGAACACAGGUGGAUGAUGAGUGCUUAUCUGUUUUUGGAAGUGAAACACGGGAGGAGAGGGAGCAUUCAGAUUACAGUGGUACCUCGGGUUAAGUACUUAAUUCGUUCCGGAGGUCCGUACUUAACCUGAAACCCUCCUUAACCUGAAGCACCACUUUAGCUAAUGGGGCCUCCUGCUGCUGCCGCGCCGCUUGAGCACGAUUUCUGUUCUCAUCCUGAAGCAAAGUUCUUAACCUGAAGCACUAUUUCUGGGUUAGCGGAGUCUGUAACCUGAAGCGUAUGUAACCUGAAGUGUAUGUAGCCUGAGGUACCACUGUAUAUUCAAUGUUCAAACAUGUUAUACUCACUGCACGAGAGCAGACAAUUCUGCUGAAAAUACAGUGGUGCCCCGCAAGACGAAUGCCUCGCAAGACGGAAAACCCGCUAGACGAAAGGGUUUUCCGUUUUUGAGUUGCUUCGCAGGACGAAUUUCCCUAUGGGCUUGCUUCGCAAGACGAAAAUGUCUUGCGAGUCUUGAGAUUUUUUUUUCGCUUUCCCCCCCCCCCCUUUAUCUAAUCCACUAAGCCUUUAAUAGCCUUUAAUAGCCUUUUAGCAGCUAAUCCGCUAAGCCUUUAAGCCUUUAAUAGCCGCUAAACCGCUAAUAGCGCUAAUCCGUUAAGCCGCUAAUAGGGUUGCUUCGCAAGACGAAAAAACCGCUAGACGAAGACUCUCGCGGAACGGAUUAAUUUCAUCUUGCGAGGCACCACUGUAAUGAAGUACUUUCCCCCUUCCUCUUCAACAGGCAGGGGAAACUGCAGGGGAUAAACGUCACGCAUACACAGAGUAAAAAAGGAGUUUCUUGCUGCCUUUCUCCAUCUGUUCUUUAUCCCUCUGCUCAGAAAAUUCCUAACUUUCCCUAGGAACUGGGAACAGACGCAGCAGGGACAACAAUCUGCUAAGGAGAGAUAAAGAACAGAGAGGAAAGGCCUCCAGAGGCCACACACACAUUGUACAUACGAAGCACCUUUAAAGCACAUUGUCGUCGUCCCCCAAGAAUCCUGGGAACUGUAGUUUGGCCCUUCGCCGAACUACAAUUCCCAGCUCUCCCAUUCCUAGGAUUCUUUGGGGAAAGCAGCAUGCUUUAAAUGUACAGUGUUUUGAUAUGACAUGAGUCUCUUCCUUCACCAUCUUGUGUGUGUGUGUGUGUGUGUAUAUAUGCCUGUGGUUUUUCUGUUCCCUCCAACUUUCUUGGCUUGUUCAUGGGAGAGCAAACAGAAUUCUCAGCAGGCAAAAAACUUUCGCAUGGCGGGGAUGCUCUCAUGCAGCGAGUGUCAGUUUGCGGCCAGGCUCUCAGAGUCUUUCUGCGUGAUCCUAAGGACCGAGUUGAAGGGCAGUUUACUGAGUUACUGACUUGAUUCCCUUAUAAAUGUGUUGAGGGCUGCAUGUUUGUUUCAAUAAGAAAUAAAUAAAGAGAUGGAAUGUUUUUGUGGAAGGCAGGGUUAUUUAACCAACUGCUUUCCUGGUUUCAUAAUAUACCCGAACAUAUCAUAAAACAAUGAUAUGGCGAAGCAACAAUUCUCGUACUGUUCUGCAAUGAAGAGCCAACCUUUUUCCCCCCAGCAAAUUUUUAAGAUGGCAGAAAGCAUGCUCUGUUGCAGCAGCACCUUAUCCAUUGUUGACAGUUUUCUGGAAGGUUAACCCUUCACCUGCCAAUUGUUUUUCUCUUAAACUGCACCCCUGCCUCCAUUUUUAAUUUCCCCCCUCCAAAAGUGCUUUGGAAAGAAGAAUGGAUUUGGGUGGCUUUGUUAUACGUGACCACAACGUAGCAGAGAUUCUUGAUCUCAAUACGGUAGGUCACAAUUAGGGGAACUUAUUGAAAUAACAGUUGGAACAUGUCCUAUGAUUUAUAAUUUUGUUUCCCCUGAAAACAUUUUCAUAUUAGAGGAAGUCAAACUGUACACACCUUACUGUGCUAUUUUUAAUUGCUGGGCUUACACCUGCCAUUGCAGGAUUCACUCUCUGCCCAAAAUAGUUUGAGGUGAAAUCACAGCUGGAAGAUCUGUAGUAUGAAGAGAGCAAUUAAAACCUUGAAGACUAUGGCCUUGUACAAGGAAUAAAAAAUUCCACGGGUUGACAGCAAUGAGAUAAUGAGUUGUGGCAUUUGUGAUGUGUUUUGUGUUUGAGUAAUCACAAGGUGUGGGAUUUGCUAUUAUAGAAAGGUAAUUACAUGGAUAUUUAUUUAUUUUCAUUUUAUACAUUCAUUUCACACAAUUUAUGCACUGCUUGAUUGUAAAGAACCUCAAAGCGGUUAACAAUAAAAUCAAGAAAAAAAUCACGACUGUACUUUUAAAACAUACAAAAGUUAAAAUAUUAAAACAGAUUAAAAUCACCUCAGCUGUGAAAUAAACAAGGAGCGUUGUAAAUUAUUGCUGCCUUUCUAGAUCAGCCCAACACUUCCAAAGGGAGCCUGUCAGAUGCUCCAGGUCUCUGUCAAACAAUGUCAUCCAGUUUCCACUGUUUAUACCAAUCAGCUGUUAAUCAGAGGCAUAACACCAUUACUGAAAUCAAGGGGUCCAUUUUCCUGUCAUAUCUGUUGAUUUCGCCACUGGAACGCGUCUAGUCGUUAGUCAUUGCGCACCUUGUAGCAGAGAGGUCCGCAGGCUUAGCUGUGUGAAGAACUUCUUCCUGUUCUGAACUCGGGACCCACUGCCAAGGGAUGGGAUUGGGUGACCCUGAGUUCUAGAACUGCACAAGAAUCAUUUUGGAAACUUCCUUCAUGCCUUUCGCCCUCCCCUUCCCCCCCAACUUGGCUUGUUUUCAUAGAUAAGCUAAAAAAAAAUACCCUCAGGGAUCACGAGAACGAGGAAUUGUGAUGAAGGGGCAAAGGGCAAUCAGAGGUGCAAAAGGGGCAGAGAUGAGCAGCGCCUUCUAUCAGUGGCAUACUGCAUUUCUGUGCAAGGCUCAGAGGAAGGACUUCUCUCCUCUGACAGCCUGAUAGGGACAGGGCCAUAGCUGUCAACCAUCCCUUAUUUGGCGGGAAACUCCCUUAUCCCAGAGCCGGGUCCCGCUGCUGUCCCGGAUUGAUGAUGUCCCUUAAAUUUCCCGGGUUUCAUGCUCGCCCGGCUCGGGAGGCAAGCAGCGGCUCGGGGUCCUCCGCUGCGAGAGAGAGAACGUGCACGAGCGGCCGCAUCUCCGUCUCUCCCUUUUCCCCCUCAGGGGCGCAUCGUGAAGAGACGGGUGGUGGCGGGCGGGCAGGCAGCCCCUCUCUUGCGAGACUUCCGCCACACUGCCAGGCGAAGCCGGAGGCGGCUGAGGAGGUGGCCUGAGGGAGGAGGAAGAGGAGGGGAUGGGGAGGGACGCAGAAGGGCGACGCUUCAGCGGCCACCGCGGCACCGCAACCGCCUCAUGCCGGGCUCACGGGUGAGAGUCUCUCUUCCUCCCUCCCUCUCUCUCGGGCGGUGAAGGGCCAAUGGAAUAAUAAUAAUAAUAAUAAUAAUAAUAAUAAUAAUAAUUUAUUAUUUGUACGAUGGAACUCCUCAUGCCAGGACGACGGCAGCCCCGACAAGCACAAGCUAAGCAAAAUCCCUUAUUUUGGCUGCCAAUCCCUUAUGUUCAAGGCUGCUGGUCCCUUAUUUUCAAAUCUGUAAGCUGACAGCUAUGGACAGGGCACUUCAUCUAUUCUCCUCCACCAGCCUCCUCACUUGCCUGCAUGUGAUUUCUUGUCACCUGCGGCUAUUGGCUUAAACACAAGGCUGAAUAAGCAGAAUUCAAAACAAAGCAGACCCUGUCAGGUCCCAGUACAGUCAAAAAGCAGAUGGAGCACUCUGGCGUGUCUUUCUGCGGUGCUACAGUAUAUGAUAAAUAAAUGAUUCCCUCCUCCUGCAAAACGUUUCAAUCGUUUGCUCUCAGAUUCUUUUAAGCGGUAGUUAGGCCUUUCCAUUGGCGAAUCGAUCCUCUGGAUCUCUCUCAAUUCUAUCCUGCUGUUGCACCCGUGUCCUGGCUUGCAGGCUUCUCCACGGACAUCUGGUUGGCCACUCUGAGAACAGGAUGCUGGACUUUGGUUUGGCCCAGCGGGGCUCUUCUUCUUGUGUCCUUGGCCCGGCAGGUGCAAUCAGCGUGGGGAACUCGAACUCGCAGCCGAGCCGGCAGGCUUGAAAUACCAUCCGCACCGGCAGCGAUUUCAGACCUGCUUCCUGCAGGGAUUCGCUGCACGAUCAAGUUUGCAAUGGAGAACUUGGUUGCGCAGUCAAUCCUGACAUUACAUAUGACACAUCUAGAUCUCAGGGUCAUGAGUUCGAGCCCCAUGUUGGGCAAAAGAUUCCUGCAUUGAAAGGGGUUGGACUAGAUGACCGUUGUGGUCCCAGCUCUGCAGUGCUAUGUUUACAGUGGUACCUCAGGUUACAGACGCUUCAGGUUACAGACGCUUCAGGUUACAGACUCCACUAACCCAGAAAUAGUACCUCGGGUUAAGAACUUUGCUUCAGGAUGAGGACAGAAAUCGUGCAGCGGCAGCAGGAGGCCCCAUUAGCUAAAGUGGUACUUCAGGUUAAGAACGGUUUCAGGUUAAUAACGGACCCCCAGAACGAAUUAAGUUCUUAACCCGAGGUACCACUGUAUAUGGGUCAGGCGGGCAUGGUUUGGGGGAAACAGCUUCGCGGGCCAAAUUUGGGCUGGACGUUCUCCAAUCCUGCUAUAUGCUGUUAACCUAAUUGGAAUGGGCUUUUAGGGGCUAAGGUCAAAAUGCUUCAGGGCUGGCAUGCUUUUCAUUGAUUGCUCGCUCCAAGUAUUUAAGCAGUAUUUUAGCGUUUUUAACGUGCCGUUCCCCAUCAUGAAGUUUUGGGAAGGGGCAGAAGCUGAAAUAAAUAUAUACGACACAGAAUGUUACAAUAAUAGAUCCUUAACCAGCCCUUACCCAUCCCAGGCCACCAAUUUAAAUCAAGAAGCAACCACUGUCUCUUUGCUGGAACUGAACGCCUUAAUGCUCCCUGUGUGUUUCCUCACAGAAUUGAAAUGUGGGGGGGGGGGGGGAGAUGAAGGGGUGGCGGUGGGGGAGAGGAGAAGCAACUCUGGUGGGAAAUGCCAGCAGGGCUGCUGCUCGCUGUCAUAGCAACAAACAUGGCUGCCUGCCCAGUUCCAGGGGCACCAGUGAAAUAUAAACAGGGGGUAUUCAUGGGAGAACGCUUGGUAAGAUUACAGAAACCGCUCACCAAGUUGCAUCUGGCAAAGGAUCUUUCGCAUGCUCGAGAUGUUCUUGUUUUUGCUUUUUUUUUACCUCUGGUCAAACAAUGUGUGGACACCACCUAAUCUCUUUUAAAACUGACCUGCCUGGGUUUUCUUUUCCACCUGCUCAUCUGCUUUUUCUUUUUGCUUCUCUGUUUAAUCUUGGAAAAAGUAGUGUUUCUGUUUUCCCGUGGAAAGGCCUAUGCCUCUAACAAGAGUGGCCCGGUGGUGGCAAUUCUGCCUUCGCAUUGUGAACUGUAGUGGCAUGAAUGCAAAGAGCGAUAGAAAUGUCCUUAUCAGUGCCUUAAAGUCACAGAGAGAGAGAGCUGUGUAUGGGGAUUGGGGUGUGGGUGUGUGUUAUAGUGAAAAAAAAUGUUCGUUUUGAACAGAGGAGAGCAAAUAUUACCUUGGGCAAGUCAUGUCGCUAUGUUGCAUUCUAACUUACUGGCAACUAAGUAAGAGAGUAUGAAGUCCUUCAUAUACGGGAAAGUGUUAAAGAACUGACUGAUAAAAAAACAGCCCCAGUAUUGCAGAUUGAUUAAAAAAAACCCCAUGUCUUCCAUUUUCUCCACAAAUGAGAACAUGGCCAACUUCCAUGAUGCUCGCUGGGUUUUAAAAAUACAGUGGUACCUUGGUUUUCGAACCAUCUCCAUUGAGAAACUUUUCGGUUUUCGAAUGCCGAAAACACAAAAGUAAAUGCUUCCGUUUUCGAACGCACCUUCUGCUGCAUGUUUUUCAGUUUUCUCAAUUGAAUUUGCAGACAGCCAACUUUGUGCCUCGGUUUUUGAAUGUUUCGGAACUCGGAAUGGUCUUCCAGAACGGAUUACAGUGGUACCUCGGGUUACAGACACUUCAGGUUACAGACUCCACUAACCCAGAAAUAGUACCUCAGGUUAAGAACUUUGCUUCAGGAUGAGAACAGAAAUUGUGCUCCGGCGGCGUGGCAGCAGCAGGAGGCCCCAUUAGCUAAAGUGGUACCUCAGGUUAAGAACAGUUUCAGGUUAAGAACGGACCUCCAGAACAAAUUAAGUUCGUAACCAGAGGUACCACUGUACGUUUGAAAACCUAGGUGCCGCUGUAUAUGCAAGUUUGGCACAGAUGUGCUUUCCGAUAGUUAAAGAAUGCCUAAGGCCUUUCCUUUGGCUUUGCACACUUAUAUAUUGCAACUGAAUGGUCAGUCCCCUUCUAACUUUCUCCAUCCUUUUUCUCCCUCAGGAUCCAGGUAAACGACCUUAUCGUCGAGGUGGAUGGCACCAGUCUGGUGGGUGUGACCCAAAGCUUUGCUGCCUCCGUGCUGAGGAAUACCAAGGGUAGAGUCCGGUAGGGGAACGGUGUGCACCCCAGUUUUGUGAUGGGACCAGAAUUUGUUUUGUUUGUCUGUCUGGGGAAAAAACCAAAACCAGAUAUAGAGAAGAGCGGAAGUAUUGCCUCAGAGAGAGCUCUCUGAUGCAUCAUGGGAAAAUGUUCUCGGAGCAGUCAUUUUGUUUGCCGUGAAAUGGUUGUGGGUGUAAGAUGGCAGCUGGAAGGUUUUCCUAGCAGCCGUGGUACUGCUGCUUCUGCUUAUUUAUGUAGAGUUGGGCAGAUAUAGAACUGUGUUGCCUUGGUGAGUUCAUUACAUCAAGGGGCUACCUUCUUAAUGGUCCUCUGCAGAUAUUUCUUGCUCCCAAUUGAAGUUAGAAUGCUCUGUGUGUGAAGCAACACCAACGGAAAUGCAUAGGAAUGGAUUUAAAAACCAUAUAAAGCAGGCAGGGUUAGAAGCUCCCUUUCAUUGCAGUGCUUUCAGCUAAUUAUGCCAAAGCGUAUAAAAGAACCUAGGCGAUGAUGACAUUUUUUCCCCCCUGGCAGAGUUCACAUCUUUUCUUUUUCUUCUUUCCUCUGGAGGGGCUACCGAGUUUCUAAAUGCCUUCUGCCAGACACAAGGGCAACAGAUGGAGGCUUUUCCUGUUAAAUUGCUACCUGUCACUUGGUUGCUGUUGUUCUCGUUGUUGUUUUCAAGGCGCUAAAAUGUAGCUUGAAGGCUCCCUUUUUGUUGUGGCGUUUUGAAAGCAGAGAACAAGCUGCACAGGGUUAAAAACAGAGGAAGAGGCAGGGGCAGCUGUGUCUGUUAAGUUUGGGAUACACAGAAGUUCAACUGGUUUGGCUUUUCCCCAUCGUGGCUAUAUGGUGGGAGACAGCCAGCACCUUUGGAAUUUCUGCUUAUUAUGCUGUCUUUUAAAGGUAUAUUUCUUUUAAAUGAAUAUUUCAAAGCAUAUUCUCAGCGGGUACUUGUACCUAUAUGUAAAAGCCUACUUCAAUUCUGACAGGGGGCAGGUUUCAAAUCUGCAUCUCAGCCUCUUAAAGUCCUGGUUCAACACUCCUCAUUUCAUUUCCUGGUCAAGUGGACUCUCCUCACUUUUGCUGUUCCUUCCAGGUCUGAGUGCCUAAUUCGUAUCUCCUUUUUCCUGCCUCUCUGGCAAAUCUCCCUCAACCUCAACAGAAAGUUAAAUGUUGCCUGACGUUCUGCCAAUUUGAUAGCAUUACUUGAAGAGCCAGAGGGGAACCAAGGCUCUGAAACACUUAUUCUUUAUAAACUCUUGUAUGUUAAGAGGACACGUACUGGCUAAAUUCACACAUCACAGUGAGUAAGGAUUUCAGACCCGCCAUGUGUCCCUAUUUUCCAGGGACAGUCUCAGAUCUACAGAAGCCACCACAGUUUCUGAUCUAAUCCCAGAAUGUCCCGCUUUUCCUUAGGACGUCCCUAUUUUCAUCAGAGAAAUGUUGAAGGAGACAUCUCUAUUUUCAUCAGAGAAAUGUUGGAGGGUAUGGAAUAGGAAGUGCCUAUUUUCACUGGGAAAAUGUUGGAGGGUGUGGGAUUUCUGACUUCACUGAAAAAGCACGCUGGCCAUUGGCUUCAAAUUCACUUCUCCCUUCAUGCAAACAGGGUUAGUGCGAACCCACAAUCCUAGUUUGUUACCCGCCCCCCCCAACAAGCCAAUAUUGUGAAACAGGGUUUUAAAAUUAGCCUGCAAAGUCUGGCUGGUUUGGGACCAACAGAUAGGGACCCUGCAUUCAUACAUCACGCAAAGCUGGCCCCUUUGGGUUCAUCGCAUGAACUAACAUGCUGCUCUUUUGCAGUAAACCACGACAUGCAAACCCAUGAUAUGAAAAUGGCAGGUUUUUUUACUUCUCUACUGCCCCUCAGAAUUGAUGCUUUUGAAUUAUGGUGUUGGAGGAGACUCUUGAGAGUCCCAUGGACUGCAAGAAGAUCAAACCUAUCCAUUCUUCAGGAAAUCAGCCCGGAGUGCUCACUGGAAGGACAUAUCGUGAAGCUGAGGCUCCAAUACUUUGGCCACCUCAUGAGAAGAGAAGACUCCCUGGAAAAGACCCUGAUGUUGGGAAAGAUUGAGGGCACAAGGAGAAGGGAACGACAGAGGACGAGAUGGUUGGACAGUGUUCUCGAAGCUACCAGCAUGAGUUUGACCAAACUGUGGGAGGCAGUGGAAGACAGGAGUGCCUGGCGUGCUCUGGUCCAUAGGGUCAUGAAGAGUCGGACAUGACUAAACGACUAAACAACAACAACUGCCCCUCACGCUCACCACCAACUCGGCGUUCCUUUUCACCUUCGAAAUCCCCGAAUCCUAACCCUGCCAUCAAGCGAGGAAAAGGGGAGGGAGAGAAAAUAAAGCGAGAUUAGCACUGCGUUAGCACAGCAAUGAAAGCCACCCACUAAACCUCCUUGCUUGGCCUGUUUUUCAUCCCACCCAGUUAUUCGUAUAUCUCUCUUUCCACUGCUCUGGCCCAGCAGUGCCCAGAGAACUGCAACUAGAAGGGCGUCUGCGAACAGGCCUUUGGCAUCCUAGGAAAUGGGCAGCGGCUGGCAGCAUUGCCCAGUCAGCAUUUGGUUCCAUUUUAAACUGGGGAGCAGUGCCCAUUGCUCCCCAGAAUGUGCCCCGAUGCACCAUGGGAAACUGUCCAAUGUCAUGCCCGUUUUAUUAUUUCCUACGAAACGAAACAAGGGUUCGGUUCAAUGGAAAUGUGUAUAUGUGCGCGUGAGGGAGACCGUAGGGCUGUGGGCUGUUGAAUUAUCCUGUCAGCUGUGGUUCUUCUGUUUUUGUCCUUUUAUCUAUACGACUGCCUCUGUGGCCCCCCUUUUUCUCUCUCUUUUAAAUCUCACCAGAGGCAUUUGGCCUGACUUUUCCUGGCAGCAUUAAGAAUGAGAGGUUUGGCCCCAUCCCAGGAUCCUUGCGUCGGUGGUUUUUGAAAGAAUGGAAAUCAAGCCAGAAAACCUCUCUCACACUCGCUCUGUCACACACACACACACACGGGGGGGGGGGGGCACAUAUGGGCCCUCCCUGGUUCCUUCAACAAAAAGGGCGGUGCAGUUUUUUGGGAGGGUUACACCUAGAACCUAACCCAUUCCUCUGAGUUUUGAGUGCUGAUCGGUUCCCAAGCGACGGGAACCUCAACUACGAGAAUGUGUUGCUAGGCAACUAGUUUCCUCCAUACUCCACAGGCACCAUUCUGCCUUCCCAGAUAGAAAGGCCCUGUUAACCAGUUAAAGGAUUUGGUAAUCUGUUUAACUGGUGCUCCGGCCCAUAUAUUUUUUAUCACUGCUAAAAAAAACCACAUACGCACACCCCUUGACACUGUGCCGCGUGAACUCAGGUUGCACAAACACAAGACCCAUGCCUAAAUGUCACUUUCGGGAAACAAGAGUUAGCAAACCUUCCAGAAAAUAAGACCUUCUAUGGAUGUUGAAUAGAAUUUCCUUUCCCCCCCGGGGAUGCGAGUUGUGUCAGGAAGUCACUUCCUCUCAUCUAGAAGCCCUAGUCCUGAUCCCAUUUGGGAGCAGGCAACUGGAUGUAGUAAGGGACGUGGGUGGCGCUGUGGGUUAAACCACAGAGCCUAGAACUUGCUGAUCAGAAGGUUGGCGGUUCAAAUCCCCGUGACGGGGUGAGCUCCCGUUGCUCGGUCCCUGCUCCUGCCAACCUAGCAGUUCGAAGGCACGUCAAAGUGCAAGUAGAUAAAUAGGUACUGCUCUGGCGGGAAGGUAAACGGCAUUUCUGUGCGUUGCUCUGGUUCGCCAGAAGCGGCUUAGUCAUGCUGGCAACAUGACCCGGAAGCUGUACGCCGGCUCCCUCGGCCAAUAAAGCGAGAUGAGCGCUGCAACCCAACCCCAGAGUCGGUCACGACGACCUAAUGGUCAGGGGUCCCUUUACCUUUACCUUUAACUGGAUGUAGUAGCUGCCCACUUGGGAAAGAAACUCACGCUGCACAUGCUCAGGGGCACUUGUCAUUAUACUUUCCCCAUCGCAACCAGCUUCUGAGCCUUGCCGUUGAGCAUUGCUUUCAGACACGGGCUGUGGCAGGCCUCAGGCUAAGACCGGGCUCCUGAAAUCUGUAUGGCUUUCUGGUUCUGUAUCCAUGGGACAUAUACCCACGGCCUCCUUGGUUAGUUGAUUGCAACAACUCUCUUUUCCUGCCCCCCGCCUAAGAACAAUGGGUAGCAACUUGUCAAAUAUUGGGGACCCAAUAGAUACAACAAAAAAGAUUUGUUUAUAUACUGCUCUUAAUUUUAAAAAAACCCCAAAGCAGAAGAUCUGUCUAGAGCAGCCUUUCUCAACCUGUGGGUACCCAGAUGUUGUUGAACUACAACUCCCAUCACCCCUAGCUAGCAAGGCCAGAGUUCAGGGAUGAUGGGAGUUAUAGUCCAACAACAUCUGGGGACCCACAGGUUGAGAACUGCUGGUCUAGAGCAUGGGUAGGCAAACUAAGGCCCGGGGGCCAGAUCAGGCCCAAUCACCUUCUAUAUCUGGCCCGCAGACGGACCGGGAAUCAGUGUGUUUUAUACAUGAGUAGAAUGUGUCCUUUUAUUUAAAAUGCAUCUCUGGGUUAUUUAUGGGGCCUGCCUGGUGUUUUUACAUGAGUAGAAUGUGCGCUUUUAUUUAAAAUGCAUCUCUGGGUUAUUUGUGGGGUAUAGGAAUUUGUUCAUUUUUUUAUAUAGUCUGGCCCACCACAUGGUCUGAGGGACGGUGGACCGACCCCCUGCUGAAAAAGUUUGCUGACGCCUCGUCUAGAGGACUGUGGCAGUGGGACUCCCAAUUGUUAGUGAAUCAGUGGAUCUGGUUGGAGGGGUUUUUAACCCUUUGACAUGAUUUCCUCAACCACAAUCCCACACACCCAAAGGUGCCAUAAGUACUGCUGUGGGAGAAAGACAGGCACAAUACAAUAUCUAUAUUCCCCCCUACCCCCCAUUGGAACUUAGGUGGUGGGAGAGUUAGAUGAGGGGAAACGAGGAACAGUUUAACCUCCCCUCCCUCAUCAGCAACACUCUCCCAAUCAAAAUCAGCGAGCUCUGGCAACUGUUUUUAAGUUUAAAAACGCCAAAAUAUCUAAUCACAGAUUCCCCCACAGUGCAGCUAUUAUAGCAUAGCUGUCAACUUUUCCCUUUUCUUGCGAGGAAUCCUAUUCGGAAUAAGGGAAUUUCCCUUUAAAAAAGGGAAACAUUGUCAGCUAUGUAUUAUAGCCCUCAAAAAUGGUGGCGGAGUAGGGCUUCCGCUCAGUGGGAUGAGGGGACUUCAGUCCUCGGCGUACUUCCUUGUCCUCCUUGCUUGACCGAAGAAGAAUUGAUUGUACAAAAUAAGCAAAUCCGUUCCAAUUGUAUCACGGCUCAGAAACUGAUUGUGCUGGGAUCUUUUUGAGCCCAGUGCAUAUAUGUGUAUAUAUAUAGCCUGGCCGCAUAACUCCUGGUGUGUUGACCCACUUCUUUGAGAUCCGUACUCUUAUCCCCCUCUCUCCCACCUCUUUCAUUUUCCUUAGGUUCCUGAUUGGGAGAGAGAAGCCGGGUGAGCAAAGCGAGGUGGCUCAACUCAUCCAACAGACGCUGGAGCAGGAACGAUGGCAGCGGGAAAUGAUGGAGCAGAGGUAUACCCAGUACACGGAGGAGGACGAAGAAGUAAGUGGGACGGGUUUCUCUCAGCCUGUUGGGGAGAGGAGGAAAAGGACACGGCGCCCCGAUUCCCCUCCUCGUUCCUCUUGUCAGCGCUCUGAACAUAAAGGCGAGCCAGAGGAAGUUGUGGUUCCCUUGCUGACUCUUUGUGAUGGCUACGUUUUUGGCUGAAACCGAGGCCUACUCCGGACAAAUUCUUUUCAUUGUGCAUUCACAGCAAUUUAUUGUGCUGUUAUUGGGGCGGCCCUGCACAGUCCCGCUUUCAAUACUGCUCUGUGUCUGGCAAAGGUUUUGGCACAGUCAUGAAGCUUCCUUUACGAUUGGCGCAUUUCCUGUCACUUUUCAUACCACAGGUGUUCUGAGGGGGCUUUUUCGUCUGGUCCCGGCUUCUGCCGCUCUGUAGCCUCUUCAAACAGCAGCAAUGUGGCUGCACUGGGGGAGCAACUAAAAAAGCAGGGUGGUGCGUGAAUGGUCCAUCAUAAAUCUGCCAUUAAUGCACUAUUAUUGUGUCAAUGACAUGUUGCAAAACGAGAAAUAAAAAGCCACAAAAUGCCAGUCAAGAGGGGCCCUGAAUAAAGAAACAGAACAAAUCGAUAGCAUCAAGCCUUGCCUACCUUUUCGCACACAAUUGGAGCCCUUCUUAAGUUUCUAGUUCGUCUUUAAAGCUGUCUGCUGUCUCCUCCUUCAUCUCCCCUUCCAUGCCUCCUCCGUGCCUCUCCCUUCCCAUCCCUCUGCCCUGUUGCUCCUUGUGCCCGGAAGAGCAGCCUUCCAUCCCUGUCCUAUUCUUCCAGCCACUUCCCUCUUUCCCACCCUCUCUCUGUCUCUCCCCCUCCCUAAUUUUUUUGUAAGCUGACUACCAAAAGUCCCCUUUGUCCCUUCUUCCACUCAUAUUCCCAGGCCUCUUGUCAUGCUUGCUACCCAUGUCCGAACCCAGUCUUUGGAAGAAAAAAUAAUAAUUCAGAUUCCUGUGUGCCAUCCUUAAAUGGGUAAGCAUUGGUUUCUUUUAAAGUGGUAGCUGAGAAUUACGCUUGUCUCCAGCAGAGGCCAAUGUACUAGCUGAAUGGGUGCUAGAGGGUUCGCAACCAUCUCUGCCAGUUAGGGCUGUCUGAAGCAUAUGUGGCGCCGGGGUGCAAAGGUCCACCUGAUACGCACCUCCAGUUUGCCCAGUCCCAGGUGCACAGGAGGGUUGGCCAACUGCCUCAACAUCUCACUGGCUCGGUUGCCCCCAAAUUCGCGGUGCAGAGCCGCCCGCAGCAGAAGAGCCUGCCGCGGUGCUCUGACCGAUGGGUGGGCUCUUCCCCGGUCUCAACUCUUGGGUCCCGGACUCUUGGCCUGGCGCCCCUGAGAGCCCGGCGCCCGGGUUCCCCGCACCCCUAGCACCUAUGGGUAAGACGGCCCUGCUGCCAGUCAUCGCAAAAUUCUGUACCACAUUACAGUUCAGAUUGUUUGCUGUAAGGCCUAGGUCAGCAUGAGGUUAACUGUCUCGGGGUAAGAAACCAAAGUGCAUUCUGCUUUUGACAAUACCUGCUAACAGGCAGAUCAUUGGCUAUUAACCAUGAGAGCUAAGAAUGGAACCUCCAUUCCCAACAGCAGGAUACCUGCUAGGUACAAACAAUAUAGAGAAUGGCUUUCUCCACUGAACCAGCCUGUUGGAAGUUUCAUGGAGGGCCCUGGCUUGCCACAGUUGGAGACAGGGGAACAAUCAGCCUGCUUUCUUGUAUCAAGACAUUGAAUACCAAAGGAGUACAAUAUUUGUGCUGGAGAUCAUAGAAGGGCCAUUGGUGUCUUCUCCUCUGGCUACUCCUAACGUUUUAAGCCUGCUGCGUUUAUGUGUAUGGUUUCAGACAUUCAAUGCUGGGAGAGAGGAAGUACAAGCAAGCUCCACUUGCUGUUUUUACAUGGUAACAUUUGAAAAGAGAGUGGCUUUGGGGAGAUGUGCAAGUCCCCUGGUGUGGAAUUAGUUUGUACAUUUCCUCCACUCAUCCCUUUUCGGUAUUACUCGAGCCAUGUGAAAACUGAAAGCAUGACUCACUUUUACAUCUCUUUCUCUUUGUUAAGUUUCCAGAUGCGUAGCUGGGUAAAGUCUGUUUUGCAGCAAUAACAGCAAAGAGUAUUGGUGGUGCCUUAAAGACUCAACUAUUGUAUUAUGGCACAAGUUUUCAUAGACUGUACAGUCAUACCUCGGGUUGAAUAUGCUUCAUGUUGAGCGUGUUCGAGUUGCGCUCCGCGGCAACCUGGAAGUAACGGAGCGCGUUACUUCCGGGUUUCGCCGCUCGCGCAUGCAUAGACGCUCAAAAUGACGUCAAACGCAUGCGCAGAAGUGGCAAAAAGCGACACGCACGUGCACAGACGUGCCAUCACUAGUUAUGUUUGCUUGUGGAUGCGAACCGGGCUCCGGAACGGAUCCCGUUCAUAUCCAGAAGUACCACUGUAGUCCAGUCAAAGAAGAAUACAGUGGUACCUCAGGUUAAGUACUUAACUUGUUCCGGAGGUCCGUUCUUAACCUGAAACUGUUCUUAACCUGAAGCACCACUUUAGCUAAUGGGGCCUCCUGCUGCUGCCGCACCGCCAGAGCCCGAUUUCUGUUCUUAUCCUGAAGCAAAGUUCUUAACCUGAAGCACUAUUUCUGGGUUAGUGGAGUGUGUAACCUGAAGCGUAUGUAACCUGAAGCGUAUGUAACCCGAGGUACCACUGUAAUCACAAAUCUGGCAUCAGAAGUGGCAAGGCUUGACGGCAUUGCUGAUGUGGGAUUUAUGACCAACAACAAAGCGAAUACAAAAGCUUAUGCCAUAAUGAGUACCUUGGUUUUUAAGGUUCCACAAGACCUUUUGUUGUUUCCCCCUCUUCCUGGGUCUCAGGGCGCUAUCUGAACAUACACUUGGUUCUGUCCAGUAUUGAUGUUACCGUAACUUUAAAAGCCAAACCAUAAAGCUUGCCUGUUUUGCAAUUUGCAGACGGGUGAAUACGCCACAGACGAAGAUGAAGAGAUGAGUCCCAUGUUCCCCAGCAGCGAGAUGGCCAUUGAGGUCUUUGAGCUGGCUGAAAAUGAAGACAUGCUGUCUCCAGUUGAGAUGGACCCUGAAAAGCUUGUGCAUAAAUUUAAGGAGGUAAGGAAAGGCCUAAAAAGCAAGGAUAAGGAACCCGUAAGCUUUUCAAUGUUGUUGGGCUCCAGGCUCCCAUCAGUCUCAGCCAGCAGGACUGUGAUGAUGGGGAGUGAAGUCCAACAAACUCUAGAAGGCCACAUAUUCCUCACUUGGGGACCUAAAAGGGAUACAGUGGCUUCCGUGGCUGAUGGAAGUGUCACAUGACUAAUGAAAACAUCCGUGGAACCUUUCCUUGUUUCUAAGCACACCACAGAAAUGACCCCAGCUACCUGCAGCUUAAGGGACGCUGGUGGCGCUGUGGAUUAAACCACAGAGCCUAGGACUUGCCGAUCAGAAGGUCGGCGGUUCGAAUCCCCAUGAUGGGUGAGCUCCCGUUGUUCAGUCCCUGCUCCUGCCAACCUAGCAGUUCGAAAGCACGUCAAAGUGCAAGUAGAUAAAUAGGUACCGCUCCGGCGGGAAGGUAAAUGGCGUUUCCGUGCACUGCUGUGGUUCACCAGAAGUGGCUUAGUCAUGCUGGCCACAUGACCCGGAAGCUGUACGCCGGCUCCCUCGGCCAAUAAAGCAAGAUGAGCGCCGCAACCCCAGAGUCAGCCACGACUGGACCUAAUGGUCAGGGUUCCCUUUACCUUUACCUUUACCUGCAGCUUAGGGAACUGAAAACCUUUGUUCUUUGACUCAAACAAACAGGGAACGGUGCUGUUUGCUGAGUUGCGGAGGUGGCUGCAGAAGCACCUGAGCACAUGGGUUGUGCAUAUGCGCACUUCACUUCUCAGAAGGGAGUGGUGGUGUUGGGGAAAGGCAGUUGAAUCUGCUAAUAUAUUUUAAACGCAUGCAAAUUUAACAUUGCCAGCAGCUGCAUUGCCUAGUCUGGGUUUAAAAAUAAACAUUCUCCAGAAGCAAGAGAGGUGGGAGACAAGAAAAGUCAGACUUUGUAAUGGAUGAGGCACAAUUGGCAAAAACCAGGUAAGACAGUGGCAGGCCAUAACUGCCAGCUGAUCCCACUUCCUAGCUCAGGUUAGAGAAGCAAGAAGAUCCAGGAAGCAGAUAUGAAGAGUAGAGUGCAGUCUUUAACUGGUUAACUGGCUAGAUUAAACAAUUUUAAAAACUUUAACUGACUAAAAAAAUGCAGUUUGCUUUUGUGAUCACAUAGCAGUCACAGUGGCUUGAGAGAUAGGAGAUAGUCGCAUAAAUUCAAUUUAUUUUCAUAGGAAGUGGGAGCAAACAGCACUGGAGAUUUUUGUGAUGGGGGCAAAGAGAUUUGGCAAAAGAUACUAACCUUUCGAGUGGGUGGGAUUUUCUCCAUGGGAAUGGUCUAAUCUGGGAGCAAGGUUGUUCCAUGACAUGGCCAUAGUAUCUUCCCAGUCUUGGUAAACAUAUCUCUCUUUUAUGGUGUGUUUUUUUAAGGAUGCACCUGCAAAUGACACACACCUCACGCAUGUAAAGCGCAUGACUUCUCCACAAAGAAUCCUGGGAACCACAGUUUGUUAAGGGUGCUGGGAAUUGUAGCACCACGAGGGAGUAAACUACAGUUCCCCAGAUCUUUGGGAGAAGUCGUGCUUGGAAUGUGUGCCAUCUAUGUCUGAAGGAGGAACACCAUUGGGCUUCUACUUAUGGCAGUUCUGGCACCCCUUGAACCAUAGAAAUGUCGCGUUGAAACACAAGGAAAGAAGAGAAUGGCUUGUGUCGAUCUGCCCAGCCCAGCAAGGGGGAAUCAGUUAAACCUUCAGGCGGUGAGGUGGGAAGGAAACAAGGCCGGUGAGCGUGGAGAGGAAGGAAGUGGCGACAGCCAAACUGCCACGAGGCUCCUUGUGUUUUAUGUGCGGUUUGCGAGAAAUCGGUGCCUCUGUGCUUUUCAUAUCCCUGGCCCACAGCUGCACGGCUGACCCCUAGCGGCCGACGCAGCCCUCUGUUCUUGUCUCUAAGUAUAGAGCAUAACGCUUGAUGGGAGCUGCUCCCCUCCGCUUUUAGCUCAGCUGCGCAGAAACCGCGAUGCCACACAGAUACUGCAUGUGUGAUACAAGUCUCCUAAAACGGCAGCCCCCUCCACAUCCUUGCCAGGGGGAGGAAUCGCUUUCAGGCACCUCGCUGGGGGCUGCUUUGUGCGUAGCUGUUGUGGAAGCUAGCAAACGUUAUGCUUCAUACGUCUGCUUCUUUGUUUUCCAAUUUUUUUUAUUGAUUUUCACAGAAAUUUAAACACACAAACAAAUAAACAAACACACAUAAAUCAUAACUUUAGUAAAACUAAUCCAAUUAACAUUGUUAAGUGACUUCCUCGUAUCCCCCUAGUUGGAUUUCAGUGUACAGUGGUACCUCAGGUUACAUACGCUUCAGGUUACAGACUCCGCUAACCCAGAAAUAGUGCUUCAGGUUAAGAACUUUGCUUCAGGAUGAGAACAGAAAUUGUGCUCUGGCGGCGCGGCAGCAGCAGGGAGCCCCAUUAGCUAAAGUGGUGCUUCAGGUUAAGAACAGUUUCAGGUUAAGUACAGACCUCUAGAACGAAUUAAGUACUUAACCCGAGGUACCACUGUAUAUCAUUUUAACGGUUUUCCAAAUCAAUAUUCUUAUAAAAUUAACCUGGUCACUUAACAUCUUUCUUUCUUCCCAAUUCGGUAUUAAACAUAUUAGUUCAUCACAUUACAUAUUUGAAUCCUAAGCCUAUCCGGUAUUUGCAAGCUUUUCCCAAUUAAUUUAACUUAGCGUAUUUAACUAAAUAGUCAUUAAAUUUCAUCCAUUCUUCCUGGUACUCCUCCUCCUUCUGGUCAGGGACUCUUCCGGUCAGGUCGGCUAGCUCCGAAAAAUCCAUCAUCUUCAUCUGCCAUUCUUCCAGUGUUGGUACUUCCUGCGUUUUCCGUACGUCUGCUUCUGCCCAGCGGCAUCUGAGGAGGUUACCCCUUUCCUCCCUCAACCCACCCCCCAUAAAUAUAUGUGACCAAGUGUAAUGAACAGCCACAGGCAGCUCUAACUCUCCCUUGCCGUCUUCUGCAGUGUGUAAGUGGCAAUUAAAGACAAGAGAAAGGCAGCCUGGGAGGCGCUAAAUUUUAAUGUCUCUGCUUCUUCUGUAAUGUGGGUAGUGGCCUCUAGUUGACCCUGGAAUGUGUGUCAGCAAGCUUCCAUUUAGGCACCUAGAAUCAAGCCAGCCCCAGUGCUGGCUUGCUGACACGCUGUGCUGGAUUUCAAGAGACACACAGACAGAGACAUAUGGACCAGAGCACACCAGGCACUCCUGUCUUCCACUGCCUCCCGCAGUUUGGUCAAACUCAUGCUGGUAGCUUCGAGAACACUGUCCAAUCAUCUCGUCCUCCGUCGUCCCCUUCUCCUUGUGCCCUCCAUCUUUCCCAACAUCAGGGUCUUUUCCAGGGAGUCUUUUCUUCUCAUGAGGUGGCUAAAGUAUUGGAGCCUCAGCUUCAGGAUCUGUCCUUCCAGUGAGCACUCCGGGCUGAUUUCCUUCAGAAUGGAUCGGUUUGAUCUUCUUGCAGUCCAUGGGACUCUCAAGAGUCUCCUCCAGCACCAUAAUUCAAAAGCAUCAAUUCUUUGGCGAUUGCCUUCUUUAUUGUGCAGCUCUCACUUCCAUACAUCACUACUGGGAAAACCAUAGCUUUAACCUUUUGUUCUUUAGAGGUAUGCAAUAUUGUUUUGUAAAUGUAUGGGCAGGAAUUGAUAAAGCGGCAACUAUUGGAUAAAGGGAAUGGGAUAUAAGGAACAGAGGCAGGAUUUACAUUUGCUUCCGUGUUCUGCUUUCACCUCUGGCCUCGCCCACCACAGUGGCCCCCGGAAGGCUGCGCAGCUGGGAAUGUGGCCCUCAGCCUAGAAAAGGUUUCUCCGCCCUGAACUCUCUGUUCUUCUCUUUUGGCAGCUCCAGAUCAAGCAUGCCGUGACUGAGGCUGAAAUACAGCAACUGAAAAGAAAGGUAAGCUAUGAGAUCCCUUUCCCUCCCCUUGGAGACUUGCCCAAAUCCAUGGCUGAGAGUGUUUUCCACAAGCGCUGUAAGAGCUUCUUCCCGAGUUGGCUUUUAAUAGCAGGGCUAUUUUUAAUCUGUUUGCAUAGGGUUUGGAGUGGGGAGGCCCUGCCCCACCCUCAUGGUCACAAUCCCGAGAUUCUUCUCUUGCAAAGAUAAAAUAGAAACAGCCCCCAUAAAAGCCACCAUGAGCUUCUUGGGGGAAGGGUGAGACCAAAGCGAUGUGCCUGAAAUAAAAUGCUUGAAUGGAUCUAGUAUUUUGCCAGUUGGUUUGACUGUCCUUGCUAGGGAUGGUGGAGGAAUCCUUAUCAAAUGGAGUUACCGUACUUUUCCGUGUCCAGUCAUACCUCAUGUUACGUUUGCUUCAGGCUACGUUUUUUCAGGUUGCGUCCCGCAGCGACCUGGAAGUACCGGAAAGGGUUACUUCCGAGUAUCGCCACUCGGGCAUGUGCAGACGCGCAAAAUGACACCACGUGCAAAUCGUGACCCGUGCAUGCGCAGACGCACUGCUGCUGGUUGUGUUGUAUUCAUGUUGCGAAUGGGCCUCCAGAACGGAUCCUGUUUGCAACCAGAAGUACCACUGUAUUAGAGGAGGGGUUUUUUAAAUUAAAAAAGUACAGUGGUACCUCUGGUUACAUACGCUUCAGGUUACAUACGCCUCAGGUUACAGACUCCGCUAAUCCAGAAAUAUUACCUCGGGUUAAGAACUUUGCUUCAGGAUGAGAACAGAAAUCGUGCUCCGGCGACACGGCAGCAGCCCCAUUAGCUAAAGUGGUGCUUCAGGUUAAGAACAGUUUCAGGUUAAGAAUGGACCUCCGGAACAAGUUAAGUACGUAACCAGAGGUACCACUGUAUGAUAAAAAUUGGGGGUCAUCUUAUACAUGGAUAAUAGUGCAUAGGGGGAGAUGUGUGAUUGAUUGCUGCCACGAGCUGGAGAUUGUCAGCGGCAUGUUAUUGGUGGCUUCGGCAAGGGCUGGUGUUGAUUGGCUGUCGCUGCGGCAAUAGGGUGGGCGAUUAGCGGCUUCCGUCGGCGUGGGGACAGACAAUAGCUGGAGGGUAAGUGACUUUCGGCAAUCCACCCUAAAAAAAAGCUGAACAAUUAUGGGCCACCGCCGCCCCCCAAAAAGCUCAAACGCUAUGGGCAAUCCUCCCCCCAAAAAAAGUUCCAUAACUCUGGGCAAUCUCCCCCUAUUUUCUUAAUUUUGAGUCCCCCAAAAUAGGGGGUGUCUUAUACACGGGGGUGUGGUAUACACGAGAAAUACGGUAAUGCAGGGAUUUUGGCAGCUCUGACCACAUCAGACCAUCAAGUACCUCCUUAUUUUCCAACCACUUGCACGCUGUUGUGUGUGUGCUUAAACAGCUAAUUAGAUGAAAAAUGAUACACACACAAAAUUCAAAUAUUAUAGGUAUAAUAGGUAUGGAAAACUCCAGGCAGCACUACAUUUCCAUAGCAUAAUUUUCUAAUCAUGAAUACUUAAGUGUGUUUUUAUAAAGUUGCCUUCCCAUUUUUAUGUGCCGUUUAACUUUGGGGAACCUGGAAUGCGUCUGUGUUUAAUAUGGGUAUAUUAUGCCUAUAGUAAAGGCAUAUAUAGGGACGCGUGUGGCGCUGUGGGUUAAACCACAGAGCCUAGGACUUGCCAAUCAGAAGGUCGGCGGUUCAAAUCCCUGCGAUGGGGUAAGCUCCUGUUGCUCGGUCCCUGCUCCUGCCCUCCUAGCAGUUCAAAAGCACAUCAAAGUGCAAGUAGAUAAAUAGGUACCACUCCAUCGGGAAGGUAAACGGCGUUUCCAUGCACUGUUCUGGUUCGCCAGAAGCAGCUUAGUCAUGCUGGCCACAUGACCCAGAAGCUGUACACCGGCUCCCUUGGCCCAUAGAGCGAGAUGAGCGCCGCAACCCCAGAAUCAGUCACGACUGGACCUAAUGGUCAGGGGUCCCUUUACCUUCACUAAAGGCUUAUAUAAUGUGCGAAAAUUGUUUGUGUUUCUCGUGGGGGGGGCAGUAGCUCGCUUCUUGACAAGCUCAAGGAGCAAGAAGGGAAACAGCCAUGCAUUUAAAGCAAACGAGGAAUAUUGGGAACUGUAGGGUGCUAGGGGUGCUGGGAACUGUAGCGGUGAACUACAGUUCGUGGGAUUCUUUGGGGGAAGCCGUGUGCUUUAACUGCAUGGUGUGUACAUGUCCUUAGGGAGAAAUGUGUGCAGACGCAAAGGUUUUUGAAAAGUCCCAUUCCUUGCCCUGAGCUGUUUAGGUCUGGAGACCUAAAUAUGCCAGGGGCCACCCACUAGGUAGCUUCCUGGCAUCUACCUUUCUAGGAAUGCUGCCCAGCCUAGCAAAACUGCCUGUCUUCUCUCACCUCACCUCCCAUCCUUGCUUGCCAGAAGCACACUGAGAGCCAGUGUGGUGCAGUGGUUAAGAGCGGUAGUCUCAUAAUCUGGGGAACCGGGUUCGCGUCUCGGCUCCUCCACAUGCAGCUGCUGGGUGACCUUGGGCCAGUCACACUUCUCUGAAGUCUCUCAGCCCCACUCACCUCACAGAGUGUUUGUUGUGGGGGAGGAAGGGAAAGGAGAUUGUGAGCCGCUUUGAGACUCCUUAAAGGGAGUGAAAGGCGGGAUAUCAAAUCCAAACUCUUCUUCUCACUGUGAGAUAUACCUGUUUCUGCCAAGAAAAGGAGACCUCAAGGAGCAUUGGAGGCAGUGUGGAUGAAAAUCAAUGUUUUUUUAAUAAAAAAAUCAGAUUAUUUUUUUAAAUUUAAAUCAGAUUUUUUAAAAUUUAAAUUGUUUCUUUUUUUUAUUUAAAUUGGAUUUUAAAAAUGAAAUGCUUUUGGAGGAAAAAUCUUUCUAAAGGUAGUUUUCUAUUUAGGUUACAUUAUAGUCCAAAGGCUAUCAGGAAAUAAGGAUUUGUUUUAAGUUUUCCAUGUAUGCUAAAAUUCAGUCUAAGGUUUUUUUGUUUUGUUUUUUGUUUAUGUUUAACCACAUCAGUUAACAAACAUGGAUACAUAUGCUAUAAUGUUACUGCUGUACUUAAAUAAAUUGUUUAAAUUCUUAUUAAGGAAAUGAUUGUUUUUCUCCUUCCAAUAAAGUACAGCAUAAAAGUUGUCCAAAUAUAAACAGUUAACUUAUUAAAGCUCACAAUAAUUUCAUAAUUAUCUCUCUAUGUAUUUCUAAGAGUAUAACCAAAUCAGUAAUUUUUUAUAUAACUGUAAAAACCACUCUGAAAAUUUAUUAUUCCAAAAAUGAAACCUUCAUCUGGUUGUAAGAUUAUACCAGCAAGAAUGAGUUUUUCUGUGAAAAAACCCACACGAUUUAAAUCAAGUCUUACUGACUAGUGAUUUAAAUUGAUUUGAUUUAAAUCAAGUCCAGCCUGAUUGGAGGGAGGCUUGACUGACCUCUGCAGGGAACAGGGCCUCCUCGGUUGCUGCCCCAGUUGCUCAGCUGAGCACCCUCCUGCGAUUUCCACUCCUUAUAUGUUUGCUGCUGCUUUUCGUGUCGAUUUCUGACUUUCGCCGAGAUGACUCUCGGCUACGUCGCUGCUGUCCAUUUUGUUGUUGUUGAAUUUUACAAGAAAAGAAAAAGAAAGAUAAACAAAGAAUAAUACAUAGCACUAUAAACACAUUUAUAUACAUAUUUUCCAAAAUACAAACUAAAAAAAGAAAAAAGACAAAUGAUAAAAGAAAAAAAUACUUUUCAUAACCAAUAAUAUUACCAAAUUCUUGCUUCAAACAUUACAAUAUAUAAAUCUUAGUUAAAAUAUUAUAAAAGGCUUUCACCGCAUUCACCGCACGUCUCUUAGUUACUGUAUUUUUCGCUCUAUAAGACGCACCAGACCACAAGACGCACCUAGUUUUUGGAGGAGGAAAACAAGAAAAAAAAUAUUCUGAAUCUCAGAAGCCAGAACAGCAAGAGGGAUCAAUCCCUCUUGCUGUUCUGGCUUCUGGGAUAGCUGCACAGCCUGCAUUCGCUCCAAAAGACGCGCACACGUUUCCCCUUACUUUUUAGGAGGGAAAAAGUGAGUCUUAUAGAGCAAAAAAUACGGUAUCUUGCUCGCCUUUACAUCUGUUCUUUAAUCAUUUCCCUUCCUUAGAUUCUUUCAUAGUCAGUCAAAUCUUUAUGUUCACCAUCCGUUUUGUUUUAAUUACGGCUCAAAGCAGUGCGCCGAUUUAGUUAGCUUCUGAGAAAACGAGUAAGCCUCUCCCUCGCGCUGUCUUCCCUCAGCUGCAGUCCAUCGAACAAGAGAAAUCCCGCUGGCGCCUCGAGAAAGCCCAGCUAGAACAGAGCGUGGAGGAGAACAAGGAGCGGAUGGAGAAGCUGGAGGGGUACUGGAUGGAAGCCCAGAACUUGUGCCAGGCUGUGGACGAGCACUUGAAAGAAACCCAAGCCCAGUAUCAGACUCUGGAGAGGAAGUACAGCAAAGCCAAGAGGCUCAUCAAGGAGUAUCAGCAGAAGUAAGGACUCCCUUUCCAGAGCCCUGUCCCGUAAACGGCAAUGAUAUGCAUGCCUGCUAAGAAUCAUGGAACCAUAGUGUGCUGGGCCCGGGGGUAACCCGUAAAAUGCAGUCCAGGACCAGUCCAGAAUCCGCAGGUUCCGCUGGGAGUCAGUCCGACAGGGCCAAGGCAGGACACAAGGCAAGGACAGGUACAAGAUCUCAGGCAGGAUCUAGCAUACAGCAAUGUUGCUCCCGCAACCUGGGGCAGGGUCCGACAGCCUUUUAUCUUUGUCAGGGUAGCAGCUGGUCCUGAUCCCCCGGCGACUCACCUCCCUGUUUUGCCCGAAGGCGAGCACUCCACCUGCGAGUACUCAGGUCUCUCCUUCUCUCAGACCUCAGUCUCUGCAGCUCGGGAGAGUGGCCAACUGCUGAGGACAAACACAAAACGGGUGGACACUACUAUCACACCUUGCUGGAUAGCAUCAUGGGAGCAGCAGGUGUGCCACUCUUGAGGGCUUUUGAUCUGACCCACCAAACCAGGGCAGUUCCUAACUCCCUGAGUGUCAAGGCUUCAGGGAAUCUGAUCCCCCUUCCUCCCGGCUGGCAGCCAGAAAUGGGUGUGCUGGGCCCGGGGGUAACCCAUGAAACACGGUCCAGGAUCAGUCCAGAAUCCAUAGGUUCUGCUGGAAGUCAGUCCGAUAGGGCCAAGGCAGGACACGAGGCAGGAAACCAGGCAAGGUCAGCCACAGGGUCUCAGGCAGGUUCUAGCAAACAGCAAUGUUGCUCCCGCAACCUGGGGCGGGGUCCGACAGCCUUUUAUCUUUGUUGGGGUAGCGGCCGGUCCUGAUCCCCCGGCGACUCACCUCCCUGUUUCGCCCGAAGGCGAGUACCCCUCCUGCGAGUACUCAGGUCUCUCCUUCUCUCAGACCUUAGUCUCUGCAGCUCGGGAGACGUCGGUGGGUUACCAGAUCCAGAAGCGGCCUCAGCCUCCCCUGACCCAACUGGUAGUGGAGCAGCUGUAAGUGAUGGCCCAGCUGAAGGCAACGAGCCAAUCCCCACAUCUGGAGCCAGGGCAGGCUCAGGCCCCUGACUCGGCCCAGCUGGUGUUUGUUGCAAGGGAACCUGUGCAGACUGGGACUCUUCGGGAUCAGGCCCCAGACUUGGUUCAGAUGAUGCCUGAGGCAAAGGAUCUGGUGCAGACUGAGUCUCCUCUGGUUCCAAGUCCAAGCCCGAGUCCCAGGCCAUCACACAUAGAAUUGUAAGAGAGAAUGCCUUCAUCAACCUUUUUAGGCCCACUUUCGUUUGAAAUAGAAGUACUGCAUCGUUUUGGUAUAAUAAUACAGUGGAACCUCGGUUCCCGAACACCUCCGUUCUCAUAUGUUUCGGUUCCCAAACGCCAAAAACCCAGAAAUAAAUGCUUCCAUUUUUGAACGUUUUUUUUGGAACCUGAGCGUGCAGUGUGGCUUCCGCUGAGUGCAAGAAGCUCUUGAAACCAAUAGGAAGCUGUGCCUCAGUUUUCAAAAGUUUCAGAAGCUUCUGGAACAGAUUUCAUUCAUGAACCAAGGUUCCACUGUACAGAGCAGUGAUGGCCAAACUGGGCCCUCCAGCUGUUUUGGGACUACAACUCCCAUCAUCCCUAGCUAACAGGACCAUUGGUCAGGGAUGAUGUGAACUGUAGUCCCAAAACAGCUGGAGGGCCCAGUUUGGCCAUCACUGGUAUAGAGGAUGGCUAUUCUGGCCAAUUUAGGGCCAUUAUACUCUGGGGAUGUUAAACUCUGGACAAUAUCAUUUAUAUAUAAAUUAAACAGUGCAAAGGAAAAAGCGUCUCAAAGCGCCAAAAUUCUGACACGCUUUUUCCAUACGAAAGGUGGCAAUCCCAUACCAUCAGUCCUUGAAGUGUUUAAAGCUAAACCCCUAGCACAGUUAUAUUAUAUGGGGCUCAGAUUUGGACAGGCACUCACCUUGGAUCUACAGAAGCUGUACAAUCCUAAGUUCCUAAGGCAUUUUUCCUGUUCCAUCCUGUUUUCCAAAUGCUUCAUUGCGCUUGAAGGCUAAUCUCCCCUCCGCUGAAUUACAGAUUUGGUGUAGGACAUUUCAUUAUUGGCUUCAGCUAAAUUUAAACCCCACUGGUCUACUACCCUUAGUAUUGCAAGAGCGCUUGGACUAUUUCAGGAGAACGGGACCCUGGUGGGAACAAGGUGGGAGAGUCCUGAGGUGGUGGAAUGGGCUGAACCGCUUCAGACUAUAGGUGUGGAAUGAUGUUUUGAAUGCUUCCCCAUGUAAAAGGUUGCCUGCAAAUAAAACUAGUCAAGAAGGGAGAACAAGAACCUUUCUCUCUGGUAGGCUAGUUAUGGCUGUUCUUCUACUUCCAAGGAGGAGUUUGUGUGUGUUUUUUAACAUGGAGAAAGCAUAUGAAAAGGGCAUCUCCCACCUCUAGCCUAAAACGGACCAAUUCACUUUGCCAACUCAGCAUUCUGAGACGUGGGUGGCGCUGUGGUCUAAACCACUGAGCCUCUUGGGCUUGCCGAUCGGAAGGUUGAUGGUUCGAAUCCCUAUGACGUGGUGAGCUCCCGUUGCUCUGUCCCAGCUCCUGCCAACCUAGUAGUUCGAAAGCACACCAGUGCUAGUAGAUAAAUAGGUACCACUGCAGCGGGGAGGUAAACAGCGUUUCCGUACGCUCUGGUUUCCGUCACGGUGUUCUGUAGUGCCAGAAGCAGUUUAGUCAUGCUAUCCACAUGACCAGAAAGCUGUCUGUGGACAAACGCUGGCUCCCUCGGCCUGAAGCGAGAUGAGCACUGCAACCCCGUAGUCGCCUUUGACUGGACUUAACUGUCCAGGGGUCCUUUACCUUUACCUCUGCUAUGUCCUGCUGCAUAUGUAGUAAUAUCAUCAUCAUCAUAUGCUGCCCAUCUGACUGAGUUGCCCCUGCCACUCUGGGCAGCUUCCAACCGAUCUGAACGAGAGCCAGUGUGCUGUAGUGGUUAAGAGCGGUAGACUCGCAAUCUGGUGAAUCGGGUUCGCGUCUCCGCUCCUCCACAUGCAGCUGCUGGGUGACCUUGGGCCAGUCACACUUCUCUGAAGUCUCUCAGCCCCACUCACAUCACAGACUGUUUGUUGUGGGGGAGGAAGGGAAAGGAGAAUGUUAGCCGUUUUGAGACUCCUUCGGGUAGUGAUAAAGUGGGAUGUCAAAUCCAAACUCUUCUUCUGAACUCUUCUGAUGGCCCUAAGGUUAGACCAUUUCCCAACAUUCAGGAGACUCCCCCUGCUUGCCUCUUAACCAGCCCCCUCUGGAGGCAGGAAUGGGGAGCCUCUAGGAUAGCUAGAUGUUGCUGGACUGCAGCUCUCCUCAUCCCUGACCAUCCCUGGUCCAUACUGACUGGAGCUGGUGGGAUUUAGAGUCCCAUCAUAUCCGGAGGCCACUGGUUGCCCCUCCUUGCUUUAAGGACCUACGGGACCGCCUCUCCUGGUAUGCCCCGUGGAGGACCUUAAGGUCCACAAAUAACAACACUUUGAAGGUCCGGAGCCUCAAGGAGGUUAGAUUGGUUUCAACUAGGGCCAGGGCCUUUUCAGCAUUGGCCCCAACGUGGUGGAACACUCUGUCACAAGAGACUAGGGCCCUGUGGGACUUGACAUCUUUGCACAGGGCCUGCAAGACAGAGCUGUUCCGCCUGGCCUUUGGUUUGGACUCGGUCUGACCCUUAUAUUUCCUUCCCCUUAUGGUCUUGAUUUAUCGACUACUUUAAAAUGAGGCUGCAUUUUAAAUUGCAUUUUAACCUGUAUUUUAAAUUGGUGUCCCCCCUCUCUUUUCCCCCUAUUAUGUUUUUACUGUGAUUUUAUUGUUGUUAGCUCUGGCCAGGGAGGUCGGGGGUAUAAAUAAAAUUUAUUAUUAUUAUUAUUAAAGAGUGCUUCUGACUCUGGCUCUUCCCCUCUUACAGAGAGAUUGAGUUCCUGAAGAAGGAGACAGCUCAGCGUCGCAUCCAGGAGGAGUCUGAGCUGGCCCACAAGGAGGAAGUGGACAAGUUGCAGGAGAAGGUGGGCAUCAAGGACAGCACUGGGGGUUUGCCUUGAGCCCCCGAGGAAAAGAAAGAAAGAAAGAAAGAAAGAAAGAAAGAAAGAAAGAAAGAAAGGGCUUUGCUGUGACUGGAGAGGCCUUGGUUCAGUUCAGCUCAGGGAUACAUGUGAGAUGUGUGCACUUGGAAGGGGCCUGGUUGUUGACGUGGGUAGAGGAAGGGUUGGGGCGAGAGGGACACUCCCAUCUUUCUGAACUCCUGUAGAGUUGGGUAUCAAUGCUUGAGUCUUGUAGGACCUUGUGUCACGUGCUGGAUCACUCAUUAAGCAGAUCCUGCUGCUCAAAGGCAGGGGGUGGGAAGACUGAUCUUUUUGAAUUCCACAUUGAGAACACAUCCCACGCCUAUAUCACACUCAGAUUUUUUGGGGUGUUGGUGGCCGGGGUGUCCUUUCUACAGAGUCCCGCUGAAACUUCCACCAGGACAAAGUGGAUCUUUACAAGCCCACGCUCGCCCACCUUCCCCAGAUCCUGUGAUGUGAGAUUCCGCAUCCCAGAUCUACAGGGAUCUCUUAAGGUUGUGCAGUGUUCUAUUUAGCUUGCAGACACUUGAUCCUAGAUCAAACGCCGUCUCUCCACCACGUAUACAUGGGCGUUGGGCCUUCACUUGAUCCUGCAACAGGUCUCGUGUCAAAUCUAUAUCUCUCCUUGCUGGGCCAGUUGCAGAUCCCUGCCACACCCUGGUUCCUACAUCAGGCAGUGGAUCAUGUCAGACUCGUCAGGUUGUUCUCAUGCCUCUGUGUGUUAAAUGUGUGCAUUGUGUGUGUGUGUGUGUGUGUGUGUGUGUGUGUGUGAAUGCACCUGGGUUUCUGUACUGCGGCUACACUGAUCGGAGAGCAACGUAGAAUCUCUCUCUUCCAACAUCCAGGAGAUUCCCCAUGCUCCCUCUGGAGGACAUCACUUGUACUGCAGCUCCUAGAAGCCCCCUCCAAAACCCAAAUCACAGCGGCAGGUCUCAGUGUGUUCCUCUUCUUUGCACAGAACACUGAACGCAACUCACACACACCCCUGCGCCAUUCAUCUCCAUUGAGGUCGACCAGGCUAGCACAUGCAUUUGAGCACUGCCACCACUGCUGCUCUUCAGCAUUUACAAAGUGCCAAGCUCUUAAGGAAAGAGUGAGGAUCACCUGCACAGGGCCCAGAAUAAGCAGAGGUGCACAUUUUGCCAGGACCGCAUUGUGCUUUGCACAGUCAUUUCACUCCUACAUGGCUGUGGCCUGCCACUCGACGGAGAACAGGCAGCACGAACCACAUUCUACAUGGCUAGAGCACUAGGCGGCAGCAAUUGCCACGACUGUGGUGGAUGGAAAAAACAAGGCCAUGAGACAGUUGGAGCGGGGUGGGUGGGUAACCACCAACCUCUCCCUGCAAACAGAAAGCUAGCAAGGAGAAACCUUCUAUUUGUGAGUUUUUAGCAUAAGGGAACAUUCAGCAUUGGCAGCCUCCCACAUUGUCUGAUGUGGUACAAUCCGCAUAAUAAUAAUAAUAAUAAUAAUAAUAAUAUACAUUUUAUUUAUACUCCGCCCUCCCCGGCCAGAGCCAGGCUCAGGGCGGCUAACACCAAUAAAAUAAAAUAGCAGUAAAAACAUAAUAGGAUAAUAAUAAGGAUAUAGCCUCCUAUCAAGCCAUCACCUCCCCUUCACCUUAAUUGUGAUCUCCCUAUUUUCUUAGAAUGCUUUCUGCUGACUGUGUCUGAAUUCGUCCUGGGCUGACUGCUCUCUAAUGAAUAAAAAAAUGGUGAAUUAGUCUGCCAAACAGCAGCCUGCCCACAUCAGGACGCUGCUCCCAUCUCCGAAUGUGUUAUACCUUUGAUUUGACCCAAGCAUCAGACCAAAGGCUUCCGCCAUGCUUAUUUUCUCAACCAUGUCCAUCGGCUCUCAUUCCCCAACCAUUACUUCACCCCAUCACCCCACUGAUUUCUCCUGGAACUGCUCCUGGCCAACUUUCCACCUCUGAUUUGCCCUUUGAGCCUUCAGUCAUUUCAUUCCCUUAUUUAGUUUUAACUAUCCAUUAUUCAUGUGUUUCAUUACAUAUACCUUUAAAGCCCUAAUGGCCUUGGCCCAGUAUACCUGAAGGAGCGUCUCCACCACCAUCAUUCUGCCCGGACACUGAGGUCCAGCGCCGAGGGCCUUCUGGCGGUUCCCUCAUUGUGAGAAGUGAGGUUGCAGGGAACCAGGCAGAGGGCCUUCUCGGUAGUGGCGCCUGCCCUGUGGAAUGCCCUCCCUUCAGAUGUGAAGGAAAUAAAUCUUUAAAAGACAUCUAAAGGCAGCCCUGUUUAGGGAAGUUUUUAAUAUUUAAUGCUGUAUUGUUUUUAACACUCGAUUGGAAGCCACCCAGAGUGGCUGGGGAAACUCAGCCAGAUGGGCGGGGUAUAAAUAAUAAAUUAUUAUUAUUAUUAUUAUUAUUAUUAUUAUUAUUAUUAUUAUACCCAUGCAGCUUACAAUACAGAAAGUGCUUCAACGUUCGGUUCCCAGAAGCAGAGCUGAUUAUACAAAGCUUAUCUGGCGUAUGCAACUUUUAACUGGAUCUGCAUAGUUUACGCUGUGCGGCCUUUUGCCGAACUCAGAGCAGAGGAACCCGUCUCAAAACGGACGUGGAGCAGACUGCAAGCCUAAACGUUCAGAAGCCGUGUUAAUGAGCUCCCCCCCCCCCACGUCAUUUGUAUCCAUACAAUUCUCCUUUGGCGUGCCCCUUCAUCCCCCUUUUUCACAGCCUGUUCCCGUUGCUGUUAAUGGCGCUGAGCCAGCCAGCCAAUUUCCACCAUGUCUCCUUCCCUCGUGUCUUCCCAUCUCUCCCCCCCCCCCGCUAUUUUUCUACCUGGAAAUCUCCUCUUCACCCCCUUUCUGUUGUGUGUUUUUCAGAUCUCUGAACUGGAGGCGAAGCUGCAGACUUUGAAAAAUUCCAACCCGACUUAA